AUGAGACGACAGCUUCCAACCAUCACGGUGGACAGUCCAAAGGCCUGGCCGGACGCAGAUUCCUCCUACAGCAAUUUUAACUCAUCCCCGACUGCCAGCUCCCAGCAGCAACAACAACAGCAGACUGCGACUUCGUUCGAAUGUCGCGUCGUCGGCGAGGACAGUGUCUGUAGCGACAGCGAUUGUGUAGACCAACCGGACACAGAGGGUGUCAAGUCUCUCUUCCUCAAUCAACUCCAGCAUUCCUUGGACCCUGUUCGGCCCAUUUCUGCUGCUUAUGAACAGAAGCUAUAUGACUCCUUCAGAGACUAUGAUCAGGGUCUGGUACACAUGACACCCGGUUACUAUGCUGAUGUCUACGUAGACCCCUGGGGUCCCAUGCAACUGCCCUAUCUCCAAGACGAGGAGGAGUUGGUGGAGGUGGAGGAGGAGGAGGGAGAGGGCGGAGGCUAUGGGGCCGACUAUCAAACUUUUGCGCCAAUUACUGAAGUCGAUGAGGAGAUACGUCAAGAAUCCAGUAGAUGCUCAACCUCCUCCUCUUCCUCCUUCGAGGACACAGGCCCCACCACCGACAACACCUUUGACUCCUCAACCAGCGAAGUAUGCUCAUUAGUGCACCCAAUCCCAACUUUCAUUCUCCAAUCCCGCUGCCGACACCUCUCACUGGAGCUGAAAUCUACUGCUCCGGCGAGCCGAUUGCCCAAACUCCCCUCCUCAUAUCCCAUGCUACCUACUGAUAAACUCUGCGUGUUAGCGUGCCAAAAAAUCCUUCAUGCAAAUGUGUGCCAUAAGCAAAGUACCGUGGAUGUGUCCGAGGACAUAGUUGAGACUCAGGGCUUGCCGAGCGGUCAAUACAACUUACGGGAUGCUUAUUCCUACGAAUCUCCACUGCUUCUCCACGCUGUUACAAGACAACUGAACACUAAAUUCUGGGAUGCCAGUACCGUCAGGAAUAUUGUGAACUGUCCGUCAAAAAGAGCGCGAGUAGGCCAUGAGGACCAGCGCCUCUUCUACCUCACCAUCAGUCAAACACCUAUUGAAUACAGCUAUGCUCCCCGGGAAACCUCACCUUCAUUCACAGUGCAGAAGGAAAUUAUGCCCACAGACGAUCGGGACGCGCGACAUACUGUGGAAGACACUGUGGGAAUGUUCUCGCAAACUUUUGAAAAUUCAGUUCUUCAACUUUGGGACGGAACUGAAUGCUUGUAUGAGGAACGGCGUCAGGAGGACGCAGAGAUGCCGAAAAUUAUUAUUAUGCCUGAAAACGUCUGUACGUCCGAGGAUGAUGAGGAAGAGGAGGAGGAGAACGGUCAUCAGAAUGAGAAGGACACCCUAACUGAGCUCCCUGGAAAGGCAGAGGAAACCUUCCUAUCUAUUAGACGCUGCAGAAACUUUGAGAAUAUUAGUCAACUCAGUCUUUCCCCAGUCCUUGAAGAGAAUGGGGACACAUCUGCAUUCGAUUUCAACAGCAAAAUUGGGGUUUCUUCGGCUGGAGCUGAAUGUUUUGAUCAGAGCAUACCCUGGGAGACAAAUUACUCGACUUCCUUCGACGGGUUGCCAAUACACCGAUGGGGCAGGAGCUCAAAGUCACCAUUUUCUGUGAGUUAAACCACCCUACUUAAUUGAAUUCAGUAAAAGUUCUAUAGUGCCAUCAUUUGCAUCGUCAUCUGCCCUGUUUCAGAGUUUGACGGUCGCGGUUGGUGAUGUACCUGCAAGCCUCAGCAUCUUCGCUGAGGAUCAGGUGUUGGAGAAGCACGAUGACCGUGUGUGGGCCGGCCUUUUCGCACCCUCCGAGUGCAUCAUUCAGUCAGCGAAGGGUAUCUCAACACGGCUGGAGGAGAUGGCCCACAUUGAUGAAAACGAGGAAUUCGAUGUGGCGGAUCUCAGAAAAUCAACUGGCCAGGUAGGUGCGAGACGUUUGUUUAAGAUAUGUGACGCAAUUUGGAAAGUGCACAAUAGUAAUAUUGUCCUUAAGUGCAUCAUAAUUUUCACAGUGUCUUCUUUAGUUCUGCAUAUCUACAGGGAGUUUAAAAUACUGUAAUUAUGGAUGUACAUGCCCUUCACCACAAAAAGACAAAAAGUGUUUUUUCUACAUCCAGAUAACCAAUAAGAUCAGUACUUACUGACUUUUUCUUCGUUUUCCGUCUAGCUAACAAAGGGAUAGACGUUCACACUAGGCUGUAUGGGUCAAAUUUACGUCUGCUUCUACAUACUACAUCAGACUAUCUAGAAAAGUAGUUAAAUUUGGAAAAAACAAAUCGUAUAGAUAUUCGGAAAACAGAUGUUCCUGAUAGGCUAUUUAUUGUCUCAGCAUUCUUUUCCUGUUUUCGUCAUCGCAGGUAAACCCGGAUGAAGAUGCGAAAGCUCUAUUCAGCUCAAUUCAGCCAAUCAAUGAAUCGACAGAGAACAGCGAAAUAUCCUCGAUUCCAGUAACAGAAUUUGCCAGUAAAGUGCCCUACCCAGUGUCCACGCCACUCGCUCUUCCGGCGACAAAUAGCCAACACACACAAAACGAUCCCACUGAAAAGGCGCCAGUUACUGAUUCACACGGAGUGAGACUUGAGUCUAGCACGACAACCGCUUGGAAAGCCCCAAAAGCUCAUCGAUGUCUUCCGACACUACCGAAAAAUACAUCGACUCCCCGCUUGUCAAGCCAGGAGCUGCCGUCGACGACUACUACUACUACGGCAGACAGUCUUUCUGGGCUAGGGCAAAAACUCGGCACUGGAAACCGACUCACUGCGCGUCAGGCAGUCGGUUGCCAAACCACUGCUUUCGAGACUGAAGCUGACGACGCUGACCACGUAACCUGCAGUGUAAGCACAAAAGAAGCGAUGCCUCUCCCGCCGGCCCCUUCGUCGUCGUCUCCGCCGCCCUCAGCUCACAGCAGUACCUCGCUGUCACAGACCGACCAGCCAUCGCGCCAGCAGUCAGCCGCAGGAGAUCGGACGAGUGCUGGCGAUGGACAGACAGGCCGACGACCAGGCCGCGAUGCUGAUCGUGAGGCGGACAGGCGCGCCAGAGCGCGCACAUCGCCCUCGCUGCCAACGCCUUCGUCACCGCCCACGCAUCGACCGACAUCAACUGAGUUGUACUCCUUGCCAGACCAACAUCGAUCGGCGGACAGGACAGGCCAACUGCAUUCCCAGACUGCCGGAGCAGGCAAGGCGACGCGAGAGUCGACUACGAAGGCCGAGGAGGCGGAGGAAGGGGUGGAAAUUAGACACGAGGGUGGAGGUGGGGCAGAUGCGGAGGAUUUCACUACCAGCGCUGUUACGGGCACGCCAACUAGCAGUGACAACCAGAGCUACAGCAGCAGCGGUGGCGGUGGCGGUGUAAUUCAUUCCAAUCGUAAUACAGAGUUCGGACCAACUGGAGGACAACUUGCUACAAGACCUGCCUUUUGCUUUACGCAGCUGGCUCAGGCAGACUCCGCGGGCAAAGGACUUCAGGAACUUGUAGUCACCGAAACCGGAGGCCGUACGGCGGUAUUCGGCGGCUGUCUUUGGACUGCACUGUGUCGUCUUCCACGUAUCAGCCUCUCCCAGUACUUUUUCGCUCAGCCAAACAGACAACCGAUUGACUAUACACGGAGACGCGCUCGGGCGAUUGAAGCCCUCAUUCGCACCUCCGAUCAGGAGCAGGAUCCCUCAGACGCGGUGUUGUCUCUUCUGCAGGACUCUAAACCGGUAUUUUCGAGUACCUACACCAAUAGCACUCGUCAGGUAGCCAGUGGUCGCUGUCUGAAAACUCGUCGGUUGACACUAACCCAAAUCUAUGAUACAACAAUCGAGCAUGAGGAGACGGAGUGUUCCCUUCUGCAGGAUUUUGCUUCUUUUGGGGAAAACUACCUGUUAACAGAAGCCACUUCUGCCCUCCACCCGCUGAACCUUGAGACAGACAGUACAGUUGGCCUGUUGACACAGCACCUCUGUGCAACCGCCCUUCAUUUGCUGCCCACUGUGCAAAGUAGUAUUCCCUGGACAACCGGCUCCGCCGCCACCACCACCAUGAAUAUGGACAGUAUCCGUCGGCGUAGGAGCCAGUCCUAUGUCUCCUCUGGUGAGGCCAGUCAAACCUACCUGCCCCUGCAUCGUUCCAGUCCCCGACUGCCCGACCUGGCCUCCAGCGAGAAUCGCACUCGCAGUUAUACCCUCUCCUCAGCGCCUCGAGCAGCCAACUCCCCACGAGUGCGUCAGUACUACGAGCAGGGCAACGUUUUCCCCGCCAUGUGGAGUCCUCCCCUCAACAAGUCCUCCUCCACCUGCUUCUCCCCCGGACAGACACUCAAGACAUCGCAGGUGAAUAGCCGGGUCUCUGGUAGCAGGAGUAAGGAGGGUUCUGCGUCCGCAGCAGCCACGAAUUCGAGGCCCAUAGGUAGUGGGAGCGGCGGCGGCAGUUUGCUUCGUCCCUCAAGAUACUCUCUGGGGCCCCUAGAUCGCAACGCUUUAGAUGAAUACACUAGUGGCGAUUCUGGCAGUUCCACCGGUAGCCAGCGUCCCCGGUUGACGGAGCCCAUGCAGCUGCAACGAUGGCCGCCGAAACGACAACCGGGUGAGCCAAAGGCAGCCUUCAGUCCGGCUGGCGAUAACCUGGGAGGCGAGACACGGGCUAUGCGUCCAAUCCGUGACUACAGCCGUUCUUCAACCCUGCCCUACAAACGCCGAGGUAGCUGGCAUGUGGAUCGGCGGCUGGACAGUUCGCUGGCAGAUUUCAACUCGCCUCGAAGUGUGCUGGAGGACAAAUGGUCGCAGAGAAGCCGGUGGAGGAGUUUUAGUCCUGAAAGACUGACAAGCCUCCUCUCUGAGGGUUCAGUUGACGGUCCAGCCGGUCGACAUUACAUCUCCGAGACGACUCUCAAUCUAACCUCCACUCUCCCCUUCUACAACCGGCAGCGCAGUCUCCAGAGCAAACAUAUCAAAGAGCUCGCUAAGUCGACAGAACAACUUAGCACUGGAUUCCUGGAUUCCUACCAGGGUUUUGAGACCUCAUUUGACACCCUGAGGGCUAACCUUGAAGCAGCCACCUCGGAGUCUCGACUACUUGACAGACAGUUUGUAAAGGCGAAGCCCUACAGAUACUCCGAGGUUACCGGCAGCACUGAUCGUUUGUUUGGGCGUGAUAUGACUGCAGAACGACUUCGCAGACAGUGUGAAAGGGAACACAGGCGCCUGCUGAAGAGUCUCAUGUCUGACAACUGGGAGAAGUCCCUGUUGUCGGUAGGCCCCUCAGCUGAAAGUUCUCCUGGUAUGGGCGCCUCCGUAGCAGCCCAACCCGCAAUCUUACCGACUCUUUCGCAGUCCUACUCCGCUGAAUAUCCAAUCAGGUACCCCACUGACGCUCAGAAACCCGACGCCUACCUUGGUGCUUCGCCAAAGCCGCUGACCGCCGCCAACGGUGCAGUGUUGCCUGUUCGUGAGGCGACAGUUUUAACGGCACCCCGAACCACGAAUCAGGAUCUUGUCGCUGGGCUUAACUUCGAUGCCGCCAGUUUGGAGAAACUGCUUAGGAGUCCAGCCCUGGCGCAGCUGUUAAACCAACAAAGCGCAUCUGCAGCCGCCACUGGCGGUGGCGCCGGUGACUGUUCUGACCAAUCAGCAUUCACUGACCAGGUGACCUUGGCGGCCGUUGCUGGCGCUGCAGCCGCCACCGCGAUGGCCAACGCUGGCAUCCUGGGCAGCACUGAGGCCCCCACCUACCCGGAGGGAGGAUAUGAGGCUGCAAACAUUGACUGGAAUGAUCCCGAGACUCUGCUAGCGGCGUACAACGCACUGGCCGAGGCCAGCGGCGGCGAGGAGGCCCUGUUACAGCAACUGACGCCGGAGCUCGCGGCCACCCUGCUGCACCACCAACGAGAGGUGUCGGCAAAGCUGGCGGGGGAGCAGGCCUUUGAGGCACAGACACGCCCGACACUUUCACAGCCCCAGUCGACUGCAUUGGCGGAGAAGGCGCCGGAGGAGAAGACGAGAGCGUACGCUUCGGAGGCCGGCUCCACAAGGACGAUUCCAGUCUCAUCCUAUCUCGAGAAUGAAGGUCAAACCAGGCAUCAGUCUAAGCCCUCGUUCUUACUGGAGGAUGUUUCUCGUCAGGCAGGCGAAAAAGAGUCCUACGGUAAGCCGUGCCGACUAUCCUAACUUGGUUUUACUUCUAAUAAUCUCUCUUGCGUUAUGAGAAUUUUCGUCUACCGUCGUUCCCAUUAAUCCCAUUAUGUUCGAAAGUGCAUUAGAUAGGCAUUUUCUGAUCCUAUGCAAAAUUGGGCCCUGGUAAGAGGUUACAGAUGAAAUUACCAAGGCUUACGUUUCAUCUAUAAAGUUGGGAUGCCUAAGUACAUGCCUACAGAGUUACAAUGCUUAUUCGUCUGAUGGUUACUAUCAGUGACCUCGUUUACAUCGUUCCAGAAAUGAGUUUUCGCAAUGCCAAACUCCAGGCGGUUAACCUGUCCAACUUUACCCUUCGGAUAGGGCCUGGUCAAUGUUGGCGCCAUGAGAGGGUAUCGGCAAAUAAACCAGCGGUUCUUGGUAGCUAUAUAUUUACGUCUCGGAUUAACCAAGCAUUAGUUGAAGUUGUGUGAUGAACUUUCAUGUAGAAAAUAUUAUUUAUUGGUUUUUAAUUUCCUCAGAAAUUAACUGCGAACUUGGAGUAGAUCAGUAUAUGUUAGAGUCUAUAGGCGUAGGCCGAAAUUUGAUGUAUGAAUAUCUGGGCCAAAGUCCAUCAGCCACAGCGGACAACCGCAUAAUAUUCAUCAACAGCCAACAUGCAGCUAGUAGUAUAUUUUGGGGUAAGAGGAUACCAUACUAGCAGCACGGGUACUCGCUGAAAUCUCAUACACGUGUGUUUUGCCGAUAUUCUUUCGCUUCCUAACGCAGCUGCGAAGAGUUCGACUCAUCAGUGGGUCCCCCAGCAUUCCCUGCCUGCUUUCUGGUUGAUAUUUCAGUUUAGAAAUUGUUGCUUUUUAAUUUCCUCAGAAAUUAACCACGAACUUGGAGUAGAUCGGUAUAUUCUAGGGUCUAUAGUCGCAGACCGAAAUUUACUCUAUGAAUAUUUCGGCCGAAGUCCAUCAGCCACAGCGAGCAACAGCGUAAUAUUCAUUGACUGUCGGCAGGCAGCUAGUAGUAUAUUUUAGGGUAAGAGCUACAUGCAACAUACAUCAAAUUUCGGUCUAAGCCUAUCGACCCUGGAAUAGACUGACCUACUCCAAGUUCACAGUUAAUUUCUGAGGAAAUUAAAAAGCAACAAUUCCUAAAUUGGAGAAUCUAGCAGAAAGCAGGCGGGGAAUGCUGGGAGAUCUACUGAUGAGCCGAUCUCUUCGCAGCUGCGUCAGGAAGCGGCCGAAUAUCGGCAAAACACGCUUUUAUGUGCUUUCAUCCAGUACCUGUGCUGCUACUAUCGUAUCCUCUUACUUUAAAAAAGUUAUUUAAACGGGACUAUGAAGCUGAACAAUAAUCAGUUCUUUAAAUAAACACCUUCAGACCAUUAUUAAGAGAUAUUUAAGGUCCUCAGCGGGCAAAUUCGCACUACUCUUUUUAAUUGAUUGCCUUAAACUCUUUUUUGUCGAUCAUUAAGAACUUUGGAAGAGUCCAGGUAGAAAAUGGACAGGCUGAAUAGCUGGAAGCUAACGGCUCGUCCGCUUUGGCGGGGUGCACUAAUAGAGGACGCAUUUUCCUGAGACCGGCUGUUGAUUCACCAUGGUUAGGACACUGGUGUUGCAUCCAUAUUCACAGUUAGCAUUGCGAAUGUCUCCUACGAGGUUUCCCAGUGAUUAAAUCGGAAUUUUGCCAGCCACCUCUAGACAGGAAUGAAAGUGCAUAAAAGGGAACUUACUGGGUGAACGUUAGUAGCUAUAGAAAAUCCUAGGGGAGCUGAUGCAUGACAGAAAUAGCAUUAAACUUCCAGCAACCACUGAAGCAACUCCACUUAAUCAAGUUGCCUACUGAGGCCCCUCACAAGAGCAGGCAUGAACGUAAACUCAGAAAAUCAGCAUCGCCCACUUUUAGAACGACUUCAGAGGACAAAGCACAAAGUGAAGCAGAUGUCGGGAUGCAUGUCAAGAGCUUUGCCUUUAAGUUGCUGAGAAGAGUGUCGUCAUUCCUCGAACGUGCGCUUAUGCCUCUGAACAUGGUCCUUAAAGUGUGAUAUAUACAAGAGAUUUCUGGUCGCGAUGGAUUUUAAAUUUACGCGCCAUGUUUCCCCUAAUGGAAGCACAGAAAGUCCUAAAUUCCAGAAUUUAAUAUCGGUUAGAAAAGAUUACCUACGUGAAUUUGCAAUGUUGAAUCUCAUGAGGCAUAAUCUAAAGAUAUCUCAGUUACACCAGUCACACGAAGAUCAUACUCGCUAAAAAUACUGCACACGCAGCAUACGUUUCUUCAUUAACUCUUAAUGUCCUCAUGAAUCCAACACGCCUUUUAUCUGGAGCAUGCAAAAGGCCUCUUCUCUUGUGCUCAUUUUGCAAUAAAUUACAUCUUGUUUAAAUUUUAUAUUUAAAGAAAUGAUAAAUUUUGAUCUAACAAGCCACACGCAAUGGGGUUUUACAGGACUUUGAUACGUCCAUUGAAAUAACAACGUGUCUGUCCGUCUACCACUGUCUAUUAUAUAGCAUAUAACAUUGUCCAUAUCCAUAGUUGAAGUAUAUAAGCCUUUAGGAGCCUUCUUGAUUUCACCCAUUAACGUAGGAGUUUUUUAAAAAUGGAAAUGCUCCAUUUUACGGGCUUUUUAAUCAUUAUUUACCUUUGACGAGGAGUGUACCACGAGUAGUCCAGGAGGACCUAGACGCAACUGCAGCGUCUGGUCCGGUUUAAAAUUAUUCGCAUAUUGAAAAACGUUUGCAAAACUGAGAUAUGAAGAAGACGUAUAUUGCUACAGAAUUCGUUUUGGAAAGGAUUGUGUUUGUGCAUGCCUUCCAAAUAAUUUGUUUUAACCUGUAAGCUAUCUAAAAUCGAUGAAAUAAUUUGCACUACAUAUGCAGCCUUUCAUUAGCGAGUGUGAUUUUUGCAGGUCUUCGGAAAGACGCACAAUUAAAAGCCGGCGUCAUGGCGUGACUAAAAGACUUUGAGAUUAUGCUGCAUGACAUGACGUAUUAAAAAUUCACCGAAUUAAUCCUGUCUUAUCGGAACUAACUUGCAGAAUUUCUGUUUAGGUUUCCUGAGUUACACGAUCCGUAAGGGCCGAUAAUGACUGGAAAAAAGAGCGUCCGAUAUUAGCCUGUACUGUAAUGCUACUUUGGAUCUCCAAGGUCGUAUAAUUUCUUCACAGUUGCCAAAGUAGUUUGGUCUAUUCAAAUGCCAUGCUUAUGGGUCUCAUAAACCAGAACCGGCUCGUCCAUCAGCCAAAAGUGUAGCCUACAACGUGCAGCAUAAAAUCCGGAAGACGCCUGUUUAAGGAGAUCACCGCAUAUCCUUGCGUGCCGUUUGUGUUUUUACAAAAGCAUCAACCACAGUCACACACCGUCUUGACUAUUUUAGCCUAUAUUUUAUUUUAUAUGAGGGGAAUCAAACUUUUGGAACGCCAUUGGGAAUUCUUGCAUAUAAUUCCUCAUUGUAAAAGUGUGUUAAUCGCGUUUCAAUAUCGAUCAGCGUGGAAUAUGCCCGUAUAUCUCGUAAAAUGUUAAAUUCAAUUCUGAACUAUGUUCUCGACUAGAAAGAAGUUUAUGGGUGAAAUUGUAACAUUAAUCGUCAUGUCAUAAAAUUAAAGCUGUUUUGGCCCCACCCGCCCGACAGCUUUUAAAUGCGUGUCUGUCCGGCCUCCGAAUUGGUUGCUUAUUUAGUAUAAACCUGUUUACUGAUGCUCAAUGCUAUUAUAAAUCAUAAUGCAUUUUAUGAUGGCAUGCAAAAUCCUAUUUACUAUUGUGUGGCGAACUAUAUAUUCUUCAAUGUGCUUAGUUUUAAAAAUGUCUUCAAGCUCACCAAUGAUUGCGAUGUUUCCGAAUAUAAGCUGUACAGUUUUCCUUUAAAUAAAACACACUGCUGCAGAUAGUUACAAAUAUCCCACACAAAGCUCGGAAAAGUGCAAUAAACGUCGAACGCGUUAUGUAUCUUAGAAGCUGCAUUUAUAAACAGACAGAAACGACGCUAUUUGAAUAGACAUUUCAUGGCCAUUGAAAAACUAAAUUUCUAGAUACUUUCAAUCCAAAAUCUUCCCAUUUUUUAUGAAAUAUUUGAAUAAUAUAUAUUUUUUAAACAACGGUUGCAACCAAGGACUGUUUUAGGCGUGCUUUCUAUAACAUAUGUUUGUAUUUAUAUGUGCUGUAAAAGUCAAUGGGAAGUGAUCACACAAGAUGAGUGGUUAUUUUUAGCUGAAAGGAUUUCUGCAGGCGUUCAGAAGAAAGGGCAUGCAAGAGCCGGAAUCCUGAACUGACUGAAAUACCUUGGGCCACGCCAUGUGAGAACCAAUAUUAACAGCUCCACCGAAAUAAUUUUCCUAGCCGAAAUCAUAUUUUAGAGUCCCACAUAACUUUCAUGUAAACGUUUCGUACAGUAGUUUUCCACGCUCUUAUUCGACCCCAGUAAUACCUAGGUGAUUAAACUGAUUCCGCUAGUGUCAAAUGCAUUGAAUAAUGUCUGCUCAAAGUGUACAAAAGAGCAGUUGACAACUGUCUUAAAAAGAAAGGCAUUUUAACUGCAAUCUGUGAAAUUUAAGUGUAGUCGUGUUUUGAAGUUUGCGAAGCCUGUGAAAAUUUCUAGUCAGUUCACGUGAGUGACGUUUUGCCAAUCUGCACUGAGUGCAGAAUAGAAAUUUGCAUUUCCGUUAUGUCCUUUAGACGAGGGUCCAUAGGCCACACAGACGUAAAAUCUCGAUUAUUAAUUGGUGCUCGCCGUGCCUGUCAUCCCCCCCGCCUACUUAUGAAGUAUGAAUUUGUCCAUUAACGCUUAAUGCCCUAAUAAACCAUAACAUGUUUUGUGGAGAGCACGCACCAAAUAAUUUUUUUUACAUAUGUGGUAGGUUGUAUAUUCUUCAAACAAUUUGUUCAGUUCUAAAAGUGUAAUCACGUUUCUAAUAACCGAUGUGUUCCAAAAUACAAGUUGCGGACGUUUCCUUUAAAUGAAAGAACAGAUUACUAUAUGCAGUUACGAGGAUCCCAUGCAGGGCUCUAAAAACUGCAAUGAAUGCGGACCAUGUUGUGUACCUCAUAUGCAGCAGUUAUGAACGGACAGAGACGACGCUAUUCGAAUAGACAUUUUCUGGCCAUAAAAAUUAAAUUGUGGAAUGUUUCAAGCAAAAGCUCUUGUCCUUCAAGGCAAACACAUACGGUGUUUAAUUUUAUACACAGUGUUUGCGACAAAGGAAUGUUCUAGAUACGCUUUUUGGAAAGUAUGCUUGUAUUUUUAGAAACAUUAAAAGACAAUAUAAAGUGUUCGCGCAAAGCUAGUAACUAUUCUUGGCUAGAAUGAUAUCUGCAGGCGGUCAGAUGGAAGCGUACUCAACAGCCUGAAUGCUUUCUUGGCUGAAAUAUCUUGUAUCACGCGAUGUGAGAAUCAAUGCUAACAGUUAUAUCUAAGUAGUGUUUUCUGUCUGACAUCUUAUUUCAGCAUCACAAUUGAUUUCCAUGUAAAAAAACUGCAGCAGUUUCCAAUGCUCUUAGUCGACUCCGUUGCCGCUCAGCCGUUCAAACUGAGAUCUGUGGUGCCACACACUGCAUACUCGCAUGUACGCGUAUAAGUAUCCCUUAUAUACCAUGACUCACAAAACCAGUUAUUCAGCUCUAAAGCAUUCCAAAAUCUUCUUGUAUCAUUAAGAUCGCAGGGUAUUACACCCUCUUAGGCUUUUUGAUUAAAUAUGAACAUUUACGUGUGAAGCAUUGCAUAAUGUCUGCUCAAUGCGUACGAAGGAACAGUUGGCAACUGCCUUAAAAAGAAACGCAUUUAAAAUACCGUCUAAAAAAUUGAAGUGUGAUCGUACUUUAAAGCCUGCGGUGCCUGGGAAGAUUUCCAGUCAGAUCACGUGAGUGACGUUUUGCCAAUCUGCACUGAGUGCAGGAUAGAAAUUGACAUUUCCGCUCUGUCCUAUAGGCAAAGAUCUAUAGUCCACGCAAGCGUAGAGUCUCGAUUAAUGCUUGGUGCUCACCGUGCCUGCGACCCCCCACAAACCCGACGUCCUUUUUUGACCCGAAGCUCUGGUUCCGCGUGCGAUCGGUAUAUGUCGGUCGCCACAGCUUCGUGUGUUUGAAUAUUUCUGGUUUCAGUCGACAUGACGCGAACCGGUGGUGCUGUUCGAUGUAUAACUGAUUUGUGUUCAAUCUGAUCGUACGGUUUUAGGUCGGUCUGUAUCUCACUGAUGACGACUAAUAAGGCAAAAAUUACUUUUCCUACAGCAGCAGUAGUAAUAGUAGCAACGGCAGAAAUCGUAGUAAAGGUAUUAGUGAAAGCCGCUAUAUUGACUGUUGUAGCAGUUGUUAUAAUAAAGGUAUGUGAACUUGAAAGUUCAUAUAAUUUUUGCAUUCCUGUAAAAAAGCCUAAGGUCGGAAUUAUAAAUGUAAAAAUUUAACAAUUGCUGAUAGAAGCGGACAGGCGAGUCCCAGGUGGCAGUUCAGAAGAAGCAGAUGCGAUAACUGGAGCAAGGGAUUUAUUGGCCUGACGUUUCGGAUUCCUGCUUGAACCCAUCAUCAGAGACAGUCGCAGAUAAGGGUAAUCGUGGCACAAGGAGAGCAGUAUCUAUAGCUCGUGGCUACCGUGUGAGGACAUGCGUACUCUAAUUAACACCUCUCGCAAUCACCGCUGGGGUCGUAAUUGAUGCGGUGGUGGCCUGUCAGUCCGCGUGCGGGUCAUUAGUUGCCAGGAUUUCGUCAUCCGUGUUGGAUGCUGGUGGGACGAUUGCUUGGCAAAUUGGCUCACUGUCACUGGGAUAAUUGCUCGCUCGGGCCCUCCCCACGUGACUGAUUCCCCAGCCCAGGGAGAAUCUCAGCACGGAAUAUGAUACCGGGAGGUCAUUGCGCUUGUUGAUGGAUUGCGGGCCGGAGAACCAUGACUCGAACAGCUCGCGGCUCACGCGGUUGUCACCCCUUGCGGGAAUUUCGGCUUCUUGAAACUUGCAAAUAUGACAGGGUCCCGUCGAAUGAGCCGCCACCUGAGAGCUACUGUCUGCCCUCCUCACUGCUGUUGUGUGUUCGGCAAUUCGCGUCCGGAGUAUUCUCCCAGUUUCUUCGACGUAGUUGCUUUGUCCGCAACUGCACCAGAUCUGGUAAACGAUUCUUGACGUUUCCUGCCGUGGCAGUGGGUCUUUCGGUCUCAUGACAUGGCACCUAAUGGUUGCUUCCGGUUUGUAUGCAACCCCAAUUCCAUGUGGAGUUAGAAGACGACUGACGGCUUCCGAGACGUUCUCACGUACGGAAGAGCCUGCCAAAAUUUGGGGCCGGUUGGGUUUGGUGUCUAGUAUCGUCUUUAUAUGCACUGAUGGAAAAAGGUACGCGGGUAGCCUUUGACUCUCAGUACUCGUGCAAGAUAUUGCUAUUCAACAACCUUGUCUUCCAUUUCACUGCAAUGGGUCUCAAAACGCCGGAACAGCGCCCUUUAGCAACUACGUUUUGGUUUUUAUUCCACCACAAUCUUUGCGGCAGACGAGGGCAUCCAAGAUGUCCAACGAUUGCAUCUUCGUCUUCUGAAUUUAAUAAUUACAAAUAACAUGCCUUGAUUUACUUCACGAGUUUAUUUGCCUUUUUACGUGAACUGGCAUUAAUAAAUGCAAUAAAUCGAAGAUACGCAAAUAAUCGGUUCAUUUGUUUUGGCUAUUUUUUCGAGGUUUUCUCACUUAUUCCUAGCAUAACUAGACAAAAUGCCUUUUCUUCCUCCCACUCAAAUAAAUCACUUGAGAGAAAGAGAGAGAGCGCGCGGUCAAGCAUGUUCUCGGGGAAUUUCAGGUGCGUUAGUAAUCUGCAAUUCCCCAAAAAUUCCGCAUAGAGUAACAAUGGUCUGUUCCUUUAUUUUCCGCAAAAAGACAUGCAAAAUCUAUCCAUGCGUGUCAUCAGUAGAUAAUUAGUGCCCUAAAACAUUUUAUGUUGCAGUAACGAGGAGAAAUUGGAAAGUUAUUGCUGACGUAAAGGGAAUUUGCGAUUACUGAGAACAAUUGUCGCUAGUUUUUCAAACAAAGUAAAAUGAUGUCACGUGGCAGAGGCUUCCGGGACGCCUGCAUGACCUAUUUUAUGUACAGAUAAGAUAAACAGGGAAAAUGGAUUGACGCGGACACCGGAGAACCCUGCAGCCAUGUAACUUGUUAGUUCGAUAUGAUGGAAAGUUGGGUCCAAAAUACUGCUAGAAAUAAACGGGAAAAUCUUGAAUUUAAUCCUUAGAGCGUCACUCUUGACUUUGAUUUUAAAAUACCCGUGGCCACUUAAACUGAAUGAUUUAAUAUCCAGCGGAAUAACUGCCAAUGUUUCUUCAUUUAUAUACAGCAGUUUUGCCUUUUCAGAUGACAAGUAGUUUCCUUAUAAUUCAUCGCAUAUACCAUAUAAAUGUUCAAAACAUUGCUUGUCGAUAUUUCUACUGUUCUAUAGCGCAGCUGCGGAUACGUCUGUUUCUUAGUGUCCUCACAGCGCUAUUUAUGUGAGUGCUGAUUUGCCUGGCCGUGUGUGAAUGUUGAUACGCUGGUUUUGAAAGUUAGUAUUGAAAAUACUUGAGAUUCAGUACGCGGGGCAGUAGUUUGAGGUAAGCCCUGAAAUGAGAGUAAAUACCCAGGUCGAUGUUCGUUGUUUUUUACGGAAUAUUUUUUAAUGCAAACCCAUAAACUAGUAAAGGCUGGGAAGCAUUUCUUGAAAUAUUGGCUGAAUCCUAAAAUGCAGUCUUAGUUUGGAAGGAAUAUUUAUCGAGAUAGAGUUGUAAUAUUGACUUUCUUGCGGCAUAAUCUCCAGAUAUUUCGGUUAUGCCAGAAUGUCAUUUUUCGAAUUAGCGUCUUUCUGGCCGCCCACAAAGACAAAUUCUAAAAAAUGAAGGUCUAAGUAUUAUUUGUUUUUAUCGUUGAUUUGCAAUGCUCGACGUUUGUAGCCCAGCUGCCUCUAUCAAACUCCACCAAUAAUAAAAGCAAAUAGCCCACUUUUUCAGAACUAUCACGUGACCUAUUUUCUAAUUUUCUUAGCUCCCUAAUGCGGGGACAGAUAGGCCGGCGGUUUGUUUUCGAGUUGGAAAGUUAUUUCUCCUAUCCCGUCAACAACGACGCAGUUUAUCACAAGAAAAAAAUAUUUUUGUUUAGAUUACUUUAUAGGGUAAGGUUUUUCUGCCUGUCGCCGCUUAUUUUUAACAGACUCCCUGCAAAAGCCAAAAGGAGCCUAUUUUCAAUGAACAAUUAGCAUUGUAGACAUUAGUAUGUCAUGCAGUUUUUUAACCGUUCGUCUGCAAUGCUUGAAAGGCAAUUUUCAUCUAAGGUUUCCUUGCAGCUGACACUAAGUUUUAACUGAUUUUUUUACUGUUUCUAUAAACGUCUUCCGCUUUCCAAGCACGAGGUUGGAUAUCGUGAUCGUCUUCCUUGUCGAGAACACCCAUCAGACAUCAACGUCUUGCAGGAACCGGAUAUAAUUACCGGUUUUCUGAAUGGCCAGUAUAUUAAAGUCACAACUAUUACCUAUAAGGAUAAAGUCGGGACCACUUAACGUAGGACGUUCUUGAAAACUUGUCAUUCGUUUGGCAAAAGGCGCUGCUGUGAUUCAAACACUCAACUCAUCCUGCGAAUGUCAUUUUGCAAUCAUUUGGGAGCAUACGGAGGCAAUCGCCUGCUACCUAUCACGUUCUUUACUACAUGCGAACGUCUUCCGGAAUCAGGACUAUUUCGGUUCCUUUCAACGUUAUUUUACUUGUCUAUAGGGAAGCCUGCAAAUUAGGUCUUGCAGUCAAAAAUGUUAUGCCAAAGAAUCUCGGGAAUACUGCAAGGUCGUAUUAUAAGCCGCGGUCUCGCUAUUCAAAUAGGACGUUGAUGUUUCUAAUAAAAAAGACACUCCAAACUAUAUCCUUCUUUAGCCACUGAAUCAUGCCAAACUGCAUUAAUAAAGACAAUUAAGACGCUGGCGACCUUUCACGGCAUAUAUAUGAUCAGGUUGUUUAGCUAUGUUUUAUUUAUUGACGUAGAAUCAGCUGUUUGUGAAUAGAUAUUUUUGAAUUUUAUUUGCUUGCUCGUCGGCUAAGGUGUACACUCAAAUAGGUCCUUAAAAAACUCGCAACUUGUAAGUAAUUCCGGUAGAGCACGGUAAAUUCCGGGGGCCUUAGGACUAUGGGGCCCAGUGUUUGAGCCACGGUCGAAGUUAAGACGCCGGAUAGGUUCUCUCUGGAAUCUAAUGUAAGACAACCUGUAGUACGAGAGCGUCCUUAUUCUCGUGUCCAACUAAAAUUCCUAUCACGAAAUAUCGUAGGAAAACCGAAAAAAUUUAAAAAAUUCAGAGGAAACUGUAUUGGACAUUUUGGUAGCAAAAUAUAAACCUUUACUCACUGAAAGUAUCAAAACAUUACGCCGCUCUGGUCUCCGCAUAUUCCCAACUGGAAAGUUGGUCAAGUUGGGUCACCAAAAAUAUCCGGAACUUGCAAAUUUAGAUGCUUUUUUAUACCGACCAUCUGAAUAAAUACUAAAUAGUUAUACAGCAUACAUGUAAAUUGGCGAAGAUGACUAAAACAUUUAAAUGUUUUUAACCUUCACUGUUUAUAUAAUGUGACAAAAUCCAGACCGAUUCUUGAAACCAGUACAAACUCAACCUUUUUUGACAAAAAAUUGCUUUUGCUACUAUCUCUUCCUGAGGAAUUUUGUCCUUCAGUUAAUGCGUGUGCUUUGAUCCGAUGAUUUUUUUAAAGUCAAUACUUCUUUAUAUUUCUAGCCGUUUACAUGAAUAUUUCCGUGUUCUUGUGCCUGCAGAGUUGCUAAUGAUACUCAGAAUCCCCUUUUGCCGUAGACAGUCUGGCAGCUGGGGAGCUGAUCAAUGUAAUUUUAAAGUUUUUAAAAAGUUGGGUUCACAGAUAAAGGUAUAUCUGGUAGUUGAGAAGCACUAGGAGCACAUGAGAAUGUUAUUAUUUUAAACCGAACGACAUACAUUCCUUAAUAAAACAAUCUGAGGACUUACUUUUUCAUACAUUCUAAAAAGGAAUGUGAAAAUCGCCCAGUCGCCAAGUGAAAAUCUAAUGCAAUUUACAUAAAUGGCUAAAGAGGCGCCACAUCCAAAGGUCAGCGUGCUACCGCAUGUUAAUUUUAUCGGACAAUAUCUCAUGCUACUCAGCAUUUUAACGUUGGAAGAGGCAGACAUUUUGGCGGGUGUAUUAGAAUGUUCGACGCGUACUCCAAGUAUGUAUUCGAUUGCACUACCAUACUGUCCCCAUUCGAAAGCCCACCAGUCGAGUACUCAUUGUGGGCAGCGUAUCUCAUGAAACAUUAACGUCAAAUCUAAAAAGUGAUUUCGGUUAGCAAGGUGGGUUUCUAAGGUUGGAUAUCAUGCAUCAAAAUGCCAACAUGUUUUAGUUACGCAAAGAUGCUGACUUUGGAAUGUGCGCUUUUUGGCUUCCUGAAAUAAUGUACUCGUGAACUGUGGCUUUUCAACUAAGAUGAUUAUUUCCACUGAGUCUCGAUGCUGUCAUAGUUUGUGGAAAUAUGGGAAAAGGAAUCGCGACAUAAAAUUUCUACGAAAAGAGUACACGAAAGAAUCAGUUUAUGCAUGUCUUUCGCCAGAUAUGUUUUUGUUUUUGCGGUCGUCGCAAAUCAAUAAAAAAAUCACACUAAUCAAGUAGACUCGUCAGUGAUUAUGAUUUCUACAAUCUGCUGGAUGGACGUGCAUUGAAACGAUGACAUACUGACGUACAUGCAAGAUCUUGGGAUUCUGCUACAUGAUACUCACUAUUUAUAACACCGCCUUGGUAGUUCUCUCUAGUCGAGACCACGUUUUGAGGCUUCAGUGAGUUCGUUGUGAAAUAGGCCAACUACAGCAUUUGCCUUAGGAGUGUCUCUUAGCAACAAGCAGGCAUUUUGGCUCUGAGUUUGCUCAUUAACCGUAGCCUGACAGUCAUAACCACCACCUGUAUGAACACCGUCAUCUUUCUUUCUCUCUCUCUCUCUCUCCCCCUCUUUCUCCUUCCUUCUCUUUCCCCCUGACGGAACCGGUUGAAGUAAUGAAAUGCGAAUUUUACAACCCAAUCGCUGUCCCCGCGUCAACCUCGCUUUUUCCUGCCAGUCCCCGGGGGGGUUUCUGAGUGAGAUUGAGUCAAGGCGACUAGACCGGAGACUGAGGACUGUGGUUGGUUGGUUGGUUGAUACUACAGACCCUUCUGCACUGACACGGAUGUGUUGCCCCUUCCCCCCUCCCCUAUCCCAGCCUCCACCAAAACCAUAUUCCACGUUGUAGCACAGUUAGCUCCGUAAAAUAAUAGUCCCCGAGAGGAUUAUUAGCCGUGUGGGAAGGAGGCGCUACCACCCACCCUGACGGCUCCUGACAUUGGAGCGCAGAGCGUCGAAAAAAUACUGACGCUGUAAUUCCUUUUGACCGCAGGUGGGGCACCUUUGCAACCGGUUGCAUAAUAAGGUGCAAUAUCAGGUUAUGCCCGUCUGCGGUUGGGGUACUGAUGACUGGUAAUAGGGAAAGGAUAUGCAAUCUGCAUGGUGCUUUACUUGAUUGCACAGACGAGCCACCUUCCACCUACUAUGCCUCAACUGUUUCUCCAUUCAAGCUAUAUACAGUAGGUGGGCUAACUCAUGAAAAGUCAACCGAAAUUUCGAGAUGCGCUCUCGUUUCGAAAAGAUUAAUUGAGUAUGGUUGUAAAACUCAUCACCGUCCAACAUAAUUCUAUAAUGAUCCAGUUACCUCAGGAUGCCUUCUUUCGAAUGAACAUAUGUACGACUGCAUGCAAGAACUAUGCUCGGCAGAUUUUGAAUAAUUCAUAUUGACCCAACUGUGAAAAACUCGGCGCCUCGGUGGGAUUCGAACCCACGCAGUAAGGGGGAAGGCUUUAGUACAGCCAACGCUCUAACCACCUGAGCUACGAGGCCCCGCCAAAAUAUCAAUGAAUUACGUGAGCCUAGUAGUCAUCUGGUGGAUUCUAGGUGAAUUACUUAGGAAAUCCUGCUUGGGCAGUCAACUUACUGUAUCAGAUUUGGUGGAUUCCAGACGUUGCAGUAGGUUGGGCGGGUAAUUUGACCCAAGUGUGAUAAAACUCGCGUCGUCCGGCGGGGCCUCGUAUCUCAGGUGGUUAGAGCGUUGGCUGUACUAAAGCCUUCCCCCUUACUGCGUGGGUUCGAAUCCCACCGAGACGCCGAGUUUUUCACAGUUGGGUCAAUAUGAAUAAAAAUAUUCAUUCUUUUACUUAUUCCGUAAAAAAUAACGUCUUUUUCCAAUUUUCUACUCGAAGGAGGAGUAUAAUUUGGUUUCAAAAACGUUUCUAAUUGUGAGAUUUUUUAUACCGUGAAAUGGCCGUUUAUAAAACGUCAUGUAUCUGCAUUUACCAAUGUUGCUUGUAAUAUUAACAAUAUUGCUUUGGAAACCCUGAAUGCAAGUAUAACAGCAGGUAGGAUUUAAAUUUAUGCGGGAAUUAGAAAGGGUUUUUAAAACCUAACUAUAUUCUUUUGAGUAUAAAAUUGGAAGAGGACGUUAUUUUCUACGGAACAAGUAAAAGGAUGAAUAUUUUUAUGCGUUUGUUUUUCAUAAAAUAUAAUUAAACUCUCAAGUGCAUUGAAAAUCAAUGAGAAAAAUUCAUGCUACUUACGUGGCCAUUUUUUACAGAGCGUAGUUUUUGCAUGCAGCCAGGAGGAAGUUCAUUCGAAAGCCGCCACCCUGCGGUAACUGGAUCAUUAUAGAAUUAUGUGGGACGGUGAUUAGUUUUACAGCCCUAUUUUAUUAAUCUUUUCGAAACGAGAACGCAUUUCGAAAUUUCGGUUGACAUUUCAUGAGUAAGCCCACCUACUGUAAGUUGUGGGUGAGCGCUCAUUGAGCGGUUUAUGGCAUGGGCUCGUCCCGCUGGGUUUUGGGGCUCAGUCCAGCAUCCUCGCAGGCAUUCGCAUAAAGACUAGUAGUAUAGGCAAUUGCUAUCCUACCGACAAAGGCAACGGAGACCGGAAUGGCCAUUUCUGGCUUAUUAGCCGUCAUCAGCCAGUCAUGUCCAACUCCCCCGGUUUUUUAGACCUCAGGUGCAAAGCCGAGUUCUAUGAUCAUCAAGUGUUGAGUAGCACGGCGCUCUUACACUUGGACACUAGACCGUUUUCCUAUCGAUUUUUGAUAGGAUAUAGUAACUGUCGGGUCCAAAGGCACAACGGGACGAGAACGUCACAUAAUCUGAUCGAUGAGUGCUCCUCUACAGCGGGCACGGGAUUAGCGGUAGCACAUUUGAUUGCUUAAUGCCCAAGGACUAAAAUCUAGUGUUCGCCCCUCAGGUCUCUCAAACCUAGGACUUGACAUGACUAACGGACGAUGGCUAGUAAGCUAGAACUGACCGUCCAGAAUUCCAUUUUCUUCGUCGGUAGCUCAUUACCUGCACAUAUAAGUGCAUAUAUCUUGCUAAGGUGUGUUUGUCUAAUCGUCACGUACAGAAAUCUUAAGGAACGCCCAUUUCAACACAUCCCAACGGGCGUAUGGGACAAUUUAAAGAGUCUACAAUAUUGAUAGAUGUGGGUUAGGUAUAUGCGCAGAGAGAUUAAAGAUUAUGGAGAACUUUCUAUAAUAUUUUUAAACGUAGAUGUCUUCACUGGUCGAUAUGGCCACGGGUAGUUAGUGCUGCCGAAAUGUCUACAUUGGUUCACUGUUCUGCACCCUAACACGCAGUUAUUUCGUAAGAGCUUGAAACGGAGAGUAGUCGGGUAGUGAAAAAAUAGUCUAAAUAUUGAUAUAUGGUAUGCACACAUCUGCCAGUAAAGCAGGAGUAUAAAAACGCUGGUGAAUUUGUCAAACAACAGUUAGCAUUUUCUUACUCCAUGCAUACACUUAAUCCCUACCUGUUGCUACUUGAAAGCAAGACACCCCUAAGAAGAAUGCACAGCUCAAUCAACCUGACUGUUGUUCAACCUGGAGUGUCUAUAUUGAAGGUCGCCAUUUUAACAUAGCGCACCUCCUCUUUAGCCUUUGAAGGAGAUUUUCUCAGAUACGAAUCUCCAUAGAUCUCUUCACGACACUGAGCCCCUGUUUAAACAGUAUUACUGGUGAACUUCUGUUCUUUGCGCAGUCUUCAUACCGACUUAAAAAUAAAGUCAAUUUUUACGAGCGGAGUUCACAGUUUCGUGUUUUUUUAGACCACCAGGCUAGUUCGGUACCAUGAAAUGUACAUUCUAAAAGGAAGUUUACAGAGGCAAGAUGAAUCUCGUGUAUGCUAUCGAAAGGAUGAGGGGAAAAUAUAAAAAAUAUUUUGGUGAUUAGGGUUACGAUAAUCUAUGGAAGCUUAAGAGUCCUGUGAUGACGUUGAAAAUGGUUAUGCGGAAAGGGCUAGUAAGGGUAGUGUAGUCAGGAAAAUUAUGAAUCAUUAUUACACACUGCGUCAUGCAUUUUGAAUCCGUCGUUUUUAAUGUGCUAGUUUCCGACAAUAUGAAUCGAGAAAAGUUGGGAUGUUACAAAAGACCUUUAGUUAUAUCAGGUUUUCGGGAAAGUGCUAUUUGUUAGUCUUAACUUUCGUCCGCUGAACGUGGGAACGUGAAGGUUAUCUGUGAUUUUUAUAUUUUAGAAGAUGCGAUAUAAUUUUUAAAUAAUUUUGGUACACUGGAUGUAUGUAGGAUUUAUGCAAAGAGCAACCACAUUAUUCAAUAUCAGGAAAGUAAAAUUACUUUUUCUUAGUUUAAAGUCAGCAGAUUUUCUGUUUUUUUGCAUAGACGGACGAGAUGCUACGAGGACGAAUCAAGUCGCAUCUUCAAACGGAGCACCAGCGUCAGCUUCAAUAAACAAGGUUAGUUGUAGCAUUACUUACAAAAGGGUGGUGAACUUUUAAUAGACGUUUUACGAAGAAUAGUUUACUCUCCACGACCCUCUGUACACUAGCGCAUCUAAGGCUCCAAUUCACUGACGACACUGAGGUUAUGAAACCAUGUAAAUAAUGGCGAUUAACGAUAUGUGGGUGAUAGUUGGCGCUCUUUUUAAAAAAGAUGCCUAAACUGCGCCAGGAAACUACUAUUUCUCAUCCUUUAAGUGUCGACCUGAAGCUAAACGUCACGCUCAUUAAAACCCAGAACAUCUUUAUAGACGACCUAGCAGUCAUUUCGGCCUCCAACAUCGUGGUUCAGUGUCACCGUCACGAGGUUGCCGCACGCCCAUUCAACGGCUCUCUUUGAUCGACUCCCCAAACUAGAAAUUAGCGGGAGGCGUGGGAGGAAAUAAUAAUUUGCGGUAUUCUGCGGCGUAUGCAGAGCAAUAAAAGGACAUUUGGCGAUGCUCAAGGUCGGACUGGAAUUCAACCAAUCAGAUAGCGUCACUGAGUGGUAAGCAGGUCUCCUGGGCUUUUGACCUAUUUGGCUAGUUGAACAAAGCUCCAGUCCUGUCGGAGUCUGUUGUGACAUCAUCACGCGCACGAUAUGGACAGAUCAUCAGGGCGGCCCCUCGUAACAUUCAACAUGUUCUGCGCAUGAAAAAUAAGUGUCGUCCCAGUUACUCAAUUUCUAACGCAAAGGUGAGUUUACCGGCCAAACUUCUGAUUCACAGUAUUCUUCCGAUGUCUGCUGAAGGGGGACUGAAAAAUUAAGCUAGUGUAUACAUUUGUCCCUCAACGACGCCCAGUAGGCGUUUGCUUACGAGAAGGGGAUAAGAGUAAAAGGCCAAGACGAGGCCAUUCGAGUGCUGAUGAUUUCAAGUGACUGCGGGACGGAUCUGUCUCUCUUGUACAACUAGUGGUUCCAUAUCCCGCCCUCAAGAAUGGCGUAGGCGUAGAGUCAACCGGUAGGGACAGACUUGAUACAGUUUGCGAAUCGAAACAAACUGACGACUGUCGUGACCUAGUCGCGUCGGAAACAUUCGAAUUGCCUUUGAAUGUAGCCUUGAUAACGAUGGCCAUUAUACUGUUGCUGGUGGUGGUGGUGGUGGUGGUGGUGAUGGUGAUCGUAUGAGUAAAACCAUCGUGACCAGUAAAAGGGGACUCGCACCUAUACUUAGUGCUGACCAUGCGUGCCUCAUCUACAAAGGCCUUCACUGCAAGCAACGUUUAAUUCAAUAGUAAGACUGCUGGCUUUUCGUAUUCCUCGAACUUGCAGACCAGAUUUAUUCUGAUGCCGGUGUUUAGACGCCCGGUUGCCUGGUGGAUAUUUAGCUUACAGGUACUCUUUCUAUAGAUACAAGAACUAUUAGCACGUGGAAAAAAGCUCCAAUUUGUUGUAGCCCACGUGAAACCUCAUAAAGUAAAUGGUUAUUUAGAGCUAAACAGACUUAAUCGGUCUUGGCUAUCAGAUGGUCAUUCCACUUAAGCAGCGUCGUCGUGCGCCGCUGACUAUGCGCCUGCACGGCGGAUAAUUGCGUCGACGACAGUGAAAUGCUCAGAGAAAUCCGUCAACAAGGACUUCUGGCUUUAAAAGGAGCCUAUCCUGACGUCUCUAGCCUUCCACUUCUAUAACAAAUUUUGCUUCCGCGGGUGUUAGUCAGCAACAGUCUUUCCGCAGGAGACAUCAACAGGAAAUAGCUGAUGCAUCGAGUUGAGACACCAGCAGGAUUUCCGAUAGAAGCGAAAGGGCGAGUUCCGGGAAACAGUUGAGAAGAAAGCGAAGCGAUUACUGGGGCAAGAAGUCUCGUCGUCGGACGUUUCGAAUCCCCACUCUGACCACUCAUCGAAAACAGUCGCAGGCAAGGAUUACGGACGUACAAGAGGUCUCUGACAAUGUUUUUGAGCAAGUAUAAUUCUUGUUUUAGUGAUCGCAGGAAUUAAAAACAUGUCUCAAAUGCAAGGCACUACAGUAGGGUAUCUUUUUUCUUCUCUACUUUCGUGAAUAGGAAGGGGUGGGAUAUGAGCUAAAACUGGCCCACAACUUUCUGAGGGACAGCGGGAAAAUUUCGGUGAAUUUGCGGGGUUUAAACUGCUAGAGCUCGAGAUGUUGACUUCCGGCUGACGUCUUUUGCCAAUAGAGGCGAAGAGGCGAGUCCCAGGAAGCAGUCGUGAAGAAGGAGGCACGAUCGCUGGGACAAGAAGUUUAUUCGCCUGACAUUUCGGAUUCCUGCUCGAACCCAUCAUAAGAGACAAAAGCAGAUAUGGGAGGUUCAUGCACAAGGGGCUGCAGUACUUAUAGGAUGCAGUCGCCGUGCUACCGCGUACCAAUGAAUAUUCGCGGCUCCUCCCUUUCAUCAGGGAGCGUUGCAUUUGGUGUGCUUACUGUUUGAUGGCCGACAUUCGCAUCGUUAAUUGCUUCAAUUUCAUCACGUGCGUUGGAUGUUGGCGUGAUGAUUGCUCGACCAUCUGACGCAUCGACCCCGGUGUUGGGAAAAGUGUUCACCUGUGGGGUCCCCGCGUGGCCAAUUACUCCGCCUAGGCGAAGUUUCAGCGCCGAGUAUGGAAGGGGAAGGUCGUUGCGCUUGUUAAUAGACUGCGGGCCAAUAAACCAUGACUCAAGCAGCUCCCGGCUCACGCGGUUGUCACUUCUAGUAAGAAUUUCGGCCUCGUAGAAUUUGAAUGUGUGGCCGGAUCUCGUCGAAUGGGCCGCAACUUGUGAACUGGCGUCAUUUCUCCUUACUGUUGCACCAUAUUCGACCAUUCGCGUUCAGAGCUGUCUUCCGGUUUCUCCGACGUAUUUGCUUUGUCCGCAAAUGCACAAGAUUCGAUAAGCAACUCCAGACGUUUCUUGCCGUGGCAGCGGGUCGUUCGACUUCACUACUGCACCCCUUGCCUGCCAGCUGACUAUUUUUGCAUUGUUUUUGUGUUUUCGCUGUAAACAGUUUCAACCCUACCGACUGUUUACGCUUUUCCCGCUCAAGUCUGCUUACAAUCGGACCUGAUAGGUAGAAAGAGUCCUCUUGGAGUCACGGUUUGUUGCCAAUGUGAUUUGCCUCAAUAGACACUUGUUAGCCAAGGGGAAGUGACGCCAAGACCCGCGGUCGUCUCCCCCUCCCCGCCCUCACCAAAUACCGUCUGCUCACGUGAGGUCUAAUCUCCGUCGGGCUCUUCUUUUUCCGCUUCCUCUCUCUCGUGCAUAAACAAAAAUAGAGGAAGCGGAUGACUGGAGAAAAUGCGGGAAAAUUGGAAAAAUUGACGGCUCAAAAGACCGUCGGAGCGGCGAUUUAAGGGUAGGGAGGUGAGGGUGGGGGGCGAGGCGGGGAGCGUGCAUGGGUCGUCUCCUCGGUCGCGCAUACUCAGCCGGAUAAUAUGUCCGCACCGACGCGUGCGGCAUCCGAGCAGCCUCGGCAGUUUGGCCUGAGAAGGGAAGGGGAGAGAGGGGUGCAGACAACCCACGCACGAACUACAACGCAUUUUGGGGGCGAGAGACAGAGAGAGCCGGAGGACGUGCCUGCAAGCGCAAACCUAGACUUGCUGAACAAAAAUGAAUGGGUAAUUGUACGCACUUCUGAACGGCAGUAAAUGCAGUGUACUCGGCUGGAAAGAAAAAAGCAUUGACUGAGGGGGCGCGGGCGACCAAUGGUUGUACUGACAGCGAGUAAAAUUGCGGAGUAAUCAGUGCUCAAAAAAUCAAUAACGGUGAUAAGAGCACAGUGACCAAAUGACAGUUGGAAUAUCGUGGUCGAAGAUGUCCACCGUGUGCCCCAGAGCAGAGUGAAGGCAGGGACCGUUGUUUGCGCGCAAAAUAGCUUAAAGUGAGAGUGGGUUUACGCAGCAUCUACCGCACUCUCUCCUGCCUCACCUGGGCCCGGUGUCAUGACUAGAUCAAAAAAAAAACCGUAGGUGAGAGUAAGCGCAGGUGGCUGGCACGGCUGCACUCGCACCCAGGGGUACCUCCACACUCCCUGGUCCACAACAAACACUUGCCCGGGAUUUUAGCCAACAAAAACAAUGAGGGUCGACAGGGGUCCCAAUUGACGCGACGUGAGCCGGUGGCAACUGGACCUGCCACCGCAUCCCGAUGGCUGGCAUUUGUUAUGCGUGUGUACUCCCGAUAACACCUGCCAUAAUCCGAUUUUCAGCGCAUCUGCCGCGUGACUCGUUUUGCGGACACACACACGGACUAACCAGUAGGCUGUGGAUCACAUCAAAUACGACCCUCCAGCCAUGAACGCAGGUGCUGCCACUAAUGCGGAUGUGGUGGUCGGAAUUUGGGUCUUAUAAAUACUGCGUCUCCCGGUGCAUCCAUCACCCCUGUCUGCGACGGCUUCUGAUGAGAGGUUCUAGUGAGAAUCCGAACAUCUUCCUCCACUUUUCACUGGGGAUCUUUAAUAGCGUGCAACGAUAUUUGUUAAUACUUACAUUAGUCCGGCUCCGUGCAGCAUUCUGAGAUGGGCUAGAAGUUCAAGCGGGUUCAUUAAAAACAGUAGGAGUGAAGACACCGCUUAUCGUUCGUCGUUCCUAUUGGCUGAAAUUGCCUUGCUGCCUGACAGCAUGUAAACUUGUCAUCGACGGCUUAUUCAAGCCGCAUUAUUUUUCCAAAAUUACUUUUCAUUCAUUCUUUGAUUACCGCGUUAACUUUCCUUCGUUAUGCAGCAGUGCAUGUUAAGUUUUUCGGCCGAAAUUCAAGUAUCUUCUGGGCUUCCUUGAAUUCCACCAUUCGUCCUGCGUGCGUGCUAUCCUACCCAUAAAAUCACCAUUACCACAAUUCCCGUAAGAUACCGACAAUCGACUAACGGUCCGUCUUUGAGUUCUACAACCUCCUAUUGCCGAUGUUGGCUCUGCGUCAAGUCAGUCGCUGCGCCCAAUCUCAACUCAGUCCGGUUUGACCCGCACAUAUCACUGGUGAGUAGGACAGGGAAGAGAGGGUGUAGUGUUGAUGCAGCCUCGUGCGUUUCUUGUCUGCAAACCAGCAAACGCGUCCUUCGGCUCUCAGGAACUGAUGCAAGUUUUGACUCGGAAGGCCGUAAUCUGAUCAGUUGUUAAUGUUGCCAUUGUAGCAAUCCCUCGUGAGACUCCAAAAGUCCUCCUGAAUGAAGCCUGUUGUCUGCAGUGCCCUGUAUGACAUUCUCCCCCAUGCGAGGUAAGAGACGCCCAAGUAACUGCAGCCUGCCAGAUACGGGUCGGAGACUGUUGUGAGCAGGCAGUGUGAGUGUGUCCCCGUCUGUGCUCAGAGCGCUACUAUCGUCGGGUCAGAUCCCAAGUUGAGGGGGGAAGAUGGAAGGCACCAGAAUGAGGGGGUUAUUUUGCACAGAACCCGGAGUCGUCCUCUCAGACGGCAGUGGCCACUGGCGAAGCCAGGGCUGGUGUUGACUGCGUCCAGUCAUGCCUGAGAGUCCCUGAAAUUGUGGUGGCAGCCGCUUUUGUAGGCUCGUGGCCCAACUUCAAGUGGCGUCCAGUCAGUGUGCGUUGCAUUUGCCGAGGGGUGGUGUCCGAGUGUCUUGGCUUGUGGUUGCAGGGGGUGGCGCGUUCAAGUGGCGCAUGGGUAGUCGUGACUGUGCAGACGCAGGUAUGCUCGAGCUGUCGGUCGCGUGACUUCAGAUCAGUGCAUCUGGAACGGCUCACUGCACAGGGGUGGAUGACUUUGGGGCAGCGAGGUCUUGAACAAUGACGCCAGACCGGUCACGAUGGCUGCCCGCUACAAGACAAGUUCGUGUGUGGGACGGGGAGAUGAAAUGGUUGGCUUUGUCAACCACUGCAUCCACAUACACCUCCAAUCGUCUUGGCUUUGUUAUGGCAUCGGAGGACGGCGAUUGGACAAGGAGGGAGUGAUGUGGCUGUCGCGAAUGCCUGCCUUCCCGUGAACGUAUUCACUGGCAGGUCAGACCUGCACAGACCACGUGGGACAUUGGCGGGCUUCGUCGUCCGCGACAAUCAAAAUCAUCUAGACAGGGACUCAGAUCUUGAAUUUGGAGAAUUUGCUUCAGGCUCAUUAAUUGAUUUCCGGAAAAAUCAAUAGAAAUAACUGUAGAAACUGAAGCACAGACCCGAAAGCGACUUGAUCCGCUAAAUAGAAAUAAAGUCGCUGCAUCGGAGCUAAAUGUGGAGGUUGAGGCUCGAGUGUGCUGUGUGAGCUGAUAAAUUGCGUGGAGGGGUCAGCACGUGUGUGGCACGCGAAGAUGGCAGCAUUCUUCUGAGUCAGGCCCUGUUCCCCUGGGCGUCUUCAAACAUAAAGUAGGUAGGCUAACUCAUGAAAUGUCAACCGAAGUUUCGAAAUGCGCUUUCGUUUCGAAAAGAUUAAUUAAAUAGGGUUGUAAAACUAAUUAUUGUGCAGCAAACUUCUAUAAUGAUUCCUUUACCUCAGGAUGCCGGCUUUCGAAUGAAUUUCCUUCCGGCUGCAUGCAAAAACUACACUCUGUAAAAAAUGACCACUUAAGCAGCAUGCAUUUUUCCCACUGAUUCUCGAUGCCCCUAAAAGUUCAAUUAUAUUUCAUGGAAAGCAUGCAUAAAAAUAUUCAUUCUUUAGCUUAUUCGGUAGAAAAUUACGUCUCCUUCUAAUUUUAUACUCGAAAGAGGGAUGUAAUUCGGUUUUAAAAAAGUUUCUAAUUGUGGGACUUUUAAAUACCGUGAAUGACCAUUUAUAAAUCGUCAUGUCUCUGCAUUUACCAAUGUAGCUUGUAAAGUUAACAAUAUGGAUCAAAUCCACUGCCACAUUUUAUGAACCCUACAUAGUCCCCCUUUAGUACCGUAGAGAAAUAUGUGGCUUUCCGCACGUGAAAAAUAAACGACUUGUAGUCUGGAAAUCCCGAAUGCAAGUGUAACGGUAGAUCGGGUUCCAAAUUAUUCGGGAAUUGGAAAAGUUUUUGAAAACGAAAUUAUACCCUUCCUUCGAGUAUACGAUUGGAAGCAGAUGUAAUCGUCUAUCAAAUGAGCAACAGAAAGAAUAGUUUUAUGUCUAUUUGUCAUGAAAUCUUAUUGGACUUUGAGGGGCAUCGAACAUCAAUGAGAAAAAUUCAUGCUGUAUAAGUAGUCGUUUUUUACUAAGUGUAGUUUUUGCAUGCAAUCGCAAGGAAAUUCAUUCGAAAUCCGCCAUUCUGACGUAACUGAAUUAUUAUAGAAUUAUGUUGCAGGCUGACUGGUUUUAUAACCCUCCUUUAUUAAUCUUUUCGAAACGAAAACACAUUUUGACAUUUCAUGCGUUAGCCCACCAACUGUACCCGGCAGACGCGUCGGAAAUCGCUGUAUUUCUGGAAAUGACAGACUUCACAGUUCUUGACGACGUAAAUAUCGCGCUUUUCAAAAAUGUUUAUUUUUACGAGAAAGCCUAUUUUUAGAUUUUGCUCGGAGUUCAAUGAGUUCUCGCUCAGAUCCUACGUCAUGUGGUUGUGACUGAUCGUCCUAUGAUUUUGUCAGUGGUUUUAGUGCACUUGAACUUUACUCUCCAUGUCACGCACGUUGACCGAUCUGAACCCCGAUGUUUUUGAUCAGAAAAUCUAAAAUUUGACCGAUGUCGAGGACGGAAACGACGUUGAGCUCUUUGUUCAAUUCGUCAGUGGGAGAAUGGUUGGAUUACGAAGACCCUUUCUCGGGGUGACGAUCAGACGGAAGUGCGUUUAUGAAUGCAAGAUUAUCAGUUAUCGGAGAACGACCGACGUUGCGAACAUUCCUUUUCUGCUGAAGCAUAGGUAGCAGCGCGUGGGGACACUGCUUGAGUGGAAUGACCAUCCGAUAGCCAAAACACGUCAAGCCGAUUUUUUUAUCUGAAUAAUUUAUUUCCAGUUGAUGGUCAUAACGUUUUAAUGUCCCGGACCUUCCUAUCCACUACUGGACGAUGAAGCAGGAAAUGCGUUUGAAGGUAAGACUGUUCGUGACGGUUUUGGAAGAUUGUCGAGGCACCUGACUGCUUGUCUCGAGUAUUGGUGUUGUGGUGAUUCAGCCAUGAUGUUCUACCACCAAACACAGUAUCGUUAUUAAAGACUUCUCAGAUAUUUGUGAGAAAUCUACUUUUGAAAAGUCAGUUGGCAAGCAUAUGUAUUCAGUAACUCAUAAUCAGUCCAAUAAAUUUGCAUGAGCAAUAAACUUUUUAAAUUGCGGACAUGAUAUAAAUGUGUCUCAGGGGCAGAGUUAGUCAGACUCCAUGUUACCACACCGCCCGCAUGACGGAGUCAGCGUGUUGCGAGCAGUGGAGUUGGGGUGGGGGGGUGGGAGGAGAAGGGUUUCAGUCAUGUCCCACUGUUUGACUUUGCUUCCAGGUACAGAAGUUGCGCCGGGCGAAAAUUGAGUUCAUUCCUUCGGGACGUAGUUUGAUCGUGUGAGGAAGAAACCAAUUAUCCCAGCUUGCCGACUGCGUCUUUGAUGCGCACCUGCCUUUAAUCUUGUGAAUGCAGGUGUAACUGUCGGAUCUAGAAAAAAGAUAAGACUGGAACUCUGGUGAUAACGCAGUCAGAUGGGGUAGAGGACAGCGUACGGUCAUAUCUAGAUUUCUGUCGCUGUCCGAUACUUGGGUAGUAUUACCCCCCUAAUUUCAUUGGUUUACUUGCCGCUUUGCUGAAAAUCCUAUCAGCGGAGUCCGUUAGAUGAUUAAAAUCUGCAAAAGCGGAACACGCGUCUCGGGUGUUUCAUCAACGAUCGCUUCUUCUAACCUACAAUAAACACCUGUGACUUAGGAGUUUGCAUCUUUUCCGGAAAAGGGACAACUCGCAAGUUGUUCCCGAAAUUAUUAACUUGAACUGAGAUGACAGACGGAGCCCUAGUGACACCUAUAUAAACGCGAAAUCGUGCGUUGCAUGUGGGGAGCCGAAGAUCUGAUUUUACGCCUAGGUCGACGAUGCAGGUGUAAGAGAAAUCUGUAGGUCUGCGAACGGAAAUUUUCCUAAAUGAAUUUACCAACGAGAAAAGCGAAUUGUCUUUCGUAGGACUACGAUCGGCGAGUACAAAGAAUUUGUCUAUGACUGCCUGUCGUUAUUAAAUAUCGGUCAGGUCAGCGCUAUCGCGAUAUUUGAGGCAUCCAAGAAUGACGUUUUCUAUACAGGACUGCUGUUAUUUCUCACAAACCAAGGCAAGGCCACUGAAUUUUCUUCACGCUACCCAGCACGCUUUCCAGAAAAUAUUAAGUCAUUGUGAGACAUCCUUUACUCUGAUAAAAGUAAUUUUUGCAUUUCUUCAUCUGGAUUAUGCAGAAAAUAGGGAGAGUAAAGUUCAAGUGCACUAAAACCACUGACAAAAUCAUAGGACGAUCAGUCACAACCACAUGACGUAGGAUCUGAGCGAGAACUCAUUGAACUCCGAGCAAAAUCUAAAAAUAGGCUUUCUCGUAAAAAUAAACAUUUUUGAAAAGCGCGAUAUUUACGUCGUCACUUGGACCAACCCUCGCCGAUGUUUUUAUGGGUUACCUAGAAGAUAAGGUGUCCUCAGAAUUAAACAUGACAACAUUAUACAGGAGAUACGUGGAUGAUAUAUUCACGAUUGUUGAUAACAAGGAAGAGGCCUCCGACCUACUUUGCCUGAUGAAUAAUCUGCAUCCUAAAAUAAAAUUUACGAUGGAAAUGGAACAGUUAAACAAGUUACCUUUCCUGGACGUCCUCAUGUUUAGAGAGGAUGAUGCUUCAAUAAGACGCUCCGUCUUCCACAAGACUACGUGGAAAGGGCAAUACCUACAUUUCAAAAGCUUUGCUCCAAUACAAUGGAAGCGUAAUCUAGUACAUACUCUUUUUCAAAGAGCGAGAAAUAUUUGCUCCAAGGAGACCAUAGAUACAGAAACUGCCCGUAUCAAAGAAGCCUUACUUAAUCGUGGUUAUCCUGCACGCUUCAUUCAGAAGUACAGCAACCAUUUACGGCCAAAGUUGACGGAACAGUCCGUUCCGAAGAAGCCCGUUAUAAUAUGUCUACCUUUUAAGGGUGACAACGUAUCAAACACAAUCAAGCGACGCUUGCGAUGCACUAUAGAAAGAACGUACAACGCAGCAGAGCUUAUCUUCAUCAGUUCCACAAAAAGCCUUCCAAUUAACCGGGCAAAGGAUGCCUUGCCAAUGCACGCCACCCCCAAUUGUGUGUAUGAAUUCACAUGCACUUGCGGAUGCAAGUACAUUGGGCGAACGCAAAGGCAAUUGGCGACCAGGGCCGCUGAGCAUUUGCCUAAUUGGCUUUUCAAACAGGAAAAUAGAACCCCCCGUUCGUCUAUAACGAAACACCUGUUAGAUAGCGGUCAUGUUGUCGACCCUAAAGCAUCCUUUCGAGUACUUGUCCGGGCACGUACAACUCGAACCUUGCGUUAUUUGGAAGCAGCCUACAUACGGAGGGAGAAACCAGACCUGUGUACGCAGUUAGAUCAUGUGAUCAAUCUGCAAUUGCCCUGGUAAUCUCACGCCUCUAUUUUCCUCUGACUGUGAUUUGUUGUUAACAUUUCGUCUUCCUUUUUUCCUUUUUGAUGCUUAUGUGGACGUCUUAGCUGAUUAUUGAUUAUUUUGAACUUUGACCUUGCUCCUAUGCACUGCCAUUCUGUACAAAUUCAUACUGCUGUGCGCGUUCAUUCGUUACCUAUGUUAUGCAGAGACGGGUUGCAGUUGAAAAGCCGUCACGAAAUUUGUUGGCCCCAAUAAAUUCUGCUUUACAUGCUUGUUUUCAAUUCAUACCGGGGAAAAAAUGCUUCAGAUUAUUAUUAGCGCAUUUGAAUGGAUCUGUAACUUCGCGUACUCUCCUUUCCGAGGGCAAAUUUCUGGCCGAGUAAAGAAAGUGUAUGAACAUUAUGCAAUAAACCACACUAGAGCUUUAACUUCGGCUACGACAACAGCUCAGUUAUUGGCCAGAGAAGAUAAUUAGGUUAGUGAUGACCGAUCCAAUGCCUACCGUGGCAUAAUGCCGUAUGAAAUGGAACAUUAAAGGAAAUUCUGAAACGUGAGUUCGGUCAGAAUGGACUGCAUAUGUGAAAUCCUACAUCAUUUACUGCACAGAAUAAUCCCAAGGUAUUUCGUUCACAUCAGAAUGCCGGUUUUUAAGUGCGGGUCGUUCCUACCGAGUGCAAAAGUCACACUUACAAUAUAAGGCCAGGACAAUUAGUAUGCUCCACAGUGAUUUUCGACUCCCCUACUAAUCAGAACAUGUGCUCUAGAAGGCAUGCAUAAAAAUAUUCUUUUUUUCACUCAUUUUGUAAAAAACUUCUAAGCAUAGGAAAAGUUUUCUUCCAAUUUUAACAAAUCAUCAACCCUAUAAUUCCCCCUUAACUUUAGACGUCGUUACACUUGAGUUUGGGGUUUCCAAAACGCACAAUGUGCAGCCUCCUUGUUAGAAAAACUGUGCAUUUCAUUAUGUUGUUAAAAAGGAACCAUCUAGCGCCAUUAGGACUUUACAAUGCAUAUAGGCCACCCUGCAUGCUUAUUAAGAAGCAUUCAUAAACGGUUAGAUACAGUGCGUUUCGAACAGGCAUUUCGCGGUUUUUUAAAAUCUCAUGAUUACAAAGGGUUUGCAACUGAAUGAUGCACUUUUUUCAAUUGGAAACAUGCCGUAAAAUGAGUGCAGUAAGGGUAUUUUUACGCAUGCCUUUUGUAAAAUCCUUCUGUAUUCGUAAAGGUAUCACAAAUCAAUGGGAAAAUGUGAUACCACCUUAUUAUUUAUUUUGGUGACUAGGGUCUUUGUACGUGACCGGAUAAAUGAGCAUUAAAGAACUGGCAUCAGGACACGGUGAAAAUAUACUGGCAGGAAAAUCAACAUCACGAUUUUCAUAGGUAAUCCUUCCUAACCGACAGCAUAUUUCAGUAUUUUAAUUAAUCUUUCAUGAGAGGCUUACUUCAGAAGCCAGAAAGAAGCUGUUUUCCUAAGUAGGAGAAUAAUUAACCAUUCUAUUUAACGCCUCCCGCCUGACGGAGUUUUGUCUUGUUGGAAUUGAGCGCUUAGUACCGCAACCCUAUUUCAAGGUCAAACUAUUUCCUCUGACUCCUGAUCUUGCCUCGUGUAUUCUUCUGGAAUGGGUGUGCUGGUGAGCGAGCUAUCAUGUUCAAAUCUAUUUCCGCGAGAAGUAUCGAAAAUCGUUAUUUUUACUCGUUUAGGAGCAUAUGGAAGUUGUCAUCGACAAGCGUAAUCCGAACUUUUAAUGUCGCUUCGUCUUAUUAGGGCUACGCUAGAAAACGCCAUUUGCAUACGAAUUCAAACGCGAUCAGAAACUGCCCAAAAUCUGUAUACAGAAUAUUUGGAAAUCGCUGGUAUGUUUUCAGGUUAGGAAAACAUUGUUGUCCUCAAACAGGCGUUCAACUUUGAACUAUACGCGUGUUGCUGUCUUCAUUUCCACCUGUUCCUUACUCUGAGGGCUUAACAAAGAUUCCACGUGGUUUUCGAAACUAAACCUUAUGUGAUGUACUUUACUAAGUACCACUUGAUUAACUACUUCCAAUAGGUAGUUUGAAAUAUGUUGGCUUUUCUUUCAGAACUUUGAUUCAACCCCUAAGAAAAUCGUCCGACACUCUUACGACUUCCCGACGAAACGUAUUCUCCUCAUGCGAAACUCCAAAGAUAGACAUGCCGGAGGUAGGUCAAUGGCUACUGUCUUUCGGAAAAUAUUUUCAGGUGCACUUAGGAAAUGGGAAAUUCUGAAUGUUUCGACUGCAAACAAAAAUUUCGAAAUGCGUUCUCGUUUCGGAAAGAUAAAUUAAGUAAUGUUGUAAAGCUAAUCAUGAUGCAGCAUAAAUCUAUAAUGAUCCAGUUACUUCAGGGUGUCGGCUUUCGAAAGAAUAUAUUUUCGGCUGCAUGCAAUAUCUCUACUCUGCAAAAAAUGACUACUUAAGUAGCAUUCAAUUUUCUCAUUGAUUUUUGAUGCCCUUUAAAAUUCACUUAUAUUUCAUGAAAAACAUGCAUAAAAAUAUUCAUUUUUUACUUAUUUGGUAGAAAAUCACGUCUUCUUCUAAUUUCAUACUCAAAAGAAGAAUAUAAUUCGGUUUUAAGAAAGUUUCUAAUUGUGAGAUUUUUUAAUACCGUUAAAUGGCCGUUCAUGAAACGUCAUGUAUCUGCAUUUACGAAUGUCGCUUGUAAAGUUAACAAUAUUGCUCAAAUCCACUGCUUAAUUUUAUGAACCUCAUAUUGUCACCUCUUAACAUCUUAUUCGGUAGAAAAUCACGUCCUCUUCCGAUUUAAUACUCAAAAGAAGAGUAUAAUUCAGUUUUAAAAAACUUUUCUAAUUCCCGAAUAAUUUUGAACCCGACCUGUUGUUACACCUGCAUUCAAGGUUUCAAAACUACACGCUGUAUCUUUUCCGUGUACGGAAAACCAUGCAUUUCUCUACGGUGUUAAGAGGAGAUCAUAUGAGGUUCAUAAAAUUAAGCAGUGGAUUUGAGCAAUAUUGUUAACUUUACAAGCCACAUUCGUAAAUGCAGAUACAUGACGUUUCAUGAACGGCCAUUAAACGCUAUUAAAAAAUCUCACAAUUAGAAACUUUUUUAAAACCGAAUUCUAUUUUCUACCAAAUCAGUAAAAAAGUAAAUAUUUUUAUGCAUGUUUUCCAUGAAGUAUAAUUGAAUUUUCAGGGGCAUCGAAAAUCAAUGCGAAAAUUAUAUGCUACUUAAGUAGUCAUUUUUUACAGAGUAAAGAUAUUGCAUGCAGCCGAAAAUAAGUUCUUUCGAAAGCCGACACCCUGGGGUAACUGGAUCAUUAUAGAUUUAUGCUGCAUCAUGAUCAGUUUUACAGCAGUACUUAAUUUAUCUUUCCGAAACGAGAACGCAUUUCGAAAUUUUUGUUGACAUUUCAUGAGUUAGCACAUCUUCUGUAUGCAUGACUGACAGGACUCAUUACCUUUGAAUCAGUUCAAAUUUUAACGUUUUGUUAAUUAUGCAGUUGAGUUGAGCAUCCUGGUUUCAAGGUUAGAAUGAAUCUUCCUUGUGCUGAUCUUGCUAACUAUGCAGCUAUCGAUCGGUCAGUGUUCAAUGGUAGACUUUUAAAUUAUGCAUUUCAAGUAUUCCCGGUAGCAAUUUGCUUGCCUUUGUACAGUUCUCGCGCCUAGGUUAAGCAGUAAAUACAACUAAGUCAUUAAUAGAGGACAAAUUAAAGUUUCCUAUCCUGAUGAUAAGGAAAACACCCAGUAUUCGCGCAUAAGACUCGGUAGCUGAAUUGCAGAAGUGGAGAAGAACUAAAGGAGAAAUAAACCAGGAUUGGUAAAUCCUUGUUUUUACCGGAAAUUGUUGUUGCUCCAUUCAUUAUGCACGGCAUAUCACGUCGACCACCUAGAACUCGGGGCAUUAGUUUCACAAUUCCAUAUUCUACUGAUUUGCUUCCAAGUCAGAUCUUUGGGCACACGACUGUGGAUUUCACUCUCAAAUGAUUUUGUUUUUUAUUUUCAGGCAAUGGAUUUGGAAUCAAAAUCGCCGGCGGUAGAAAGCGGACUGAUGGUCAUUUGGGAAGCUUCGUGGAUCAAGUAAUCUCAGGGGAGACGCUCAGCUAUUUGCACGGCGAAAUAUCCGAAGGUACUUAGAACCCCUUUCUCUCUGACUUUGUCAACUAAAGCCUUUUAGAGGCAUUCUUUAAUCUCCAACUGUCAUGCGCUAGCGGCCCGUCCGAAGUAAACAGCUUGGCAUCAUGAGUCGCCAAGUGUGCAUUCAAGAGCGUGAACGAGAGAGAGACAAAUGCGCUUUGUCUUGAAAGUAUUUUCCAAAAUUUUCACGAAAAACACCCUCCUCUUGGCAUGGCCAAGCAUGAAUACGCAAAAUAAAUAGCACUGGAAAAUUACGAAGACGAUAUAGCAACUUCAAUCUGCAGCUGUCGGUAUCGCUGGCAAUCGUCAGUGGACGCAGUGCAAAUUUUACGCCAGACCUUCUUCGAAACGGCACUAGCAUUAUGCUUAUGUGACCUUGAAAUUGUAACUCAAACAAACAAAAAGAUAAAACUCAAUAUAUAGCAAGUAAAAGAGGUCAACUGAUGUACAACUAUGACAAAGUUUACUUGAAUGGAGGACUAGAAAAAGUGUGGCGGCUCAAAUUCAAAAGCCUGCCUGGUAGCAAAAACACUAAUCGAUUCUCAACUGUUAAAUGCAAUCCAACCAUCCACGAGGGGUCUACAACAGAGUUCUAAAUCAUAUUGGAACGUCCGUUUUACCUUCUGCGGCCAGGGAUAAUUAGUGAGCGCUACUUCCAAGUUAAGGUAAUUUGGCACUUGCGCAACAAGGCAUAUGGAAUUACUAAUACUAGGGAAAAUGACGUUUUGGGAUACUUUCCGCGCUUGGACAGGUUCGUGUUGUAAAUAGACGAACAUAGUGACUAAUACUUAGCAAAAUGUAAUCAAUCUCUCACAUUUAUUGAAACGGUUUCAGUAAUUACUUGUGUUUUAUUAACUUGCUACGUCCACUGCAACUUUCCUAGUGAUGACGGAUCAGCUUGGCAAUUUUUUUCUGGCGAACAUACCCUAUUGGUCGAUAAUGGGUGCCAGCGAACAGAUUUGGUAUCCUAGGAUAUUCGAAUGGCGUUCAUAGCAAUCCUUAAAGUCUUGCAAACUAUCUAAUAUCGUGCGCGUUUAAUAAAGUGUUAAACAAACUUUCACAGAUGUUCCUAAUAUAUCAUCGUAAGGAAUAAGAGUUUAAUCGUCCCCACAAAACACGAGGCGAGACAGAACAAACGCAACAAUGAUCUCCAAUCGGAGGCGAUUUCGGGUUGAUCAAGGACUCGCUGAUCGCGUCCCCGACUCCUUUUUUCACUAACACCCCACUGUUUUUCUCGAACGGUACAUGUUUGUUUCGCUACGAAUUAUUGGGAAAUUUUAUGCUCCAAGGGCCGCUAGUCGGUAGAUAAACGCUUAUCGCCCUCCUGAUUGGUUGACCUUAGUGUUAUUUGUGCUUUGCAGUUCAAAUGAACUGGCUGAUCCACAGACCUUUACAUCAAGGCUCAACCUCGUGUCUGGCAGGAGAAAGAGGCAGUGAGCACAUCUCAAUAUUAUUCAAAUAGACGAUUCCCAACUCACGGGUUCCCAAGCUUUAACAUUUAAUUACGAAUAAGAAUAAACUUUAAUCUGUGGAUUCCUUCAGCGAGACAUAAAUUACAAAUUUCUCCUCAAUGAAUAAAAAGCUCCACUGGUAUACGGUUAGGUGCAAGUGUUCGAUAGUGAAGAAGAAAAAACGUGGAUUCACUUGUAUUCCAUCCUAUGAUCAGCGUACAUUGGUCAACACAAUUUUUGAAGCCUAACCUGGGCAGGCACAGGGCAGAGAUUAGUGGCAUCAAGAAAUGUUAGUCUCCAGUCGCGUAAUCUACGCGUUGUAUUAAAAAUUCUGUCGCCUGUGUUGCAGCUGCCCCGGAUUUGAACUGGGAUGAGAAUUGCUCACGGCACGUGUUAGCCAGGUUACGAGACCGCGUGAAAUCAAAAUAUUGACGGGCGCGCUGCAGGCCCCCACCGAAAUCCGAACUUCUCUUACAGUUUUCGGGAACUACAGUGAGUGAUCGAUCGCAUAAAAUGUUGCCUGAAAUUCUGAAAUGCGAUUCCUAUCAGGAAGAAGUACUUAUUCGUGGUUAUAAUACUGAUUACCCUGCAGCAUAAUCCUAUAAUAUCGCUGACUCGGCAGGAUGUCGGUUUUUGAAUGCACUGCUUUUCAAUCUCCUGUAGAGACCCUACGCGGUAAGAAAUGACUGCUAAAUUAGCGUGCAUUUUUCCACAUUGAUUUUCGAUGGUCUUGCAAAUUCAAACAUAUAUUAUGGCAACUGCGAACAGAAAUAUGUGUUCUUUUAGAAGUUUGAAAGCAAAUUACGUCAUCUUUAUAUUUGACAGUCGAAACAGGAGUACAUUUAGGUUUUUAAAAGUUUUUAUGAGAUUUUUAAGACCAUGUAAUGCCCAUUCAUACAUCAUUCUACUUGUCCUUUUACCACUGCUCCUCGUAAAACAUACAGCAUAGUCCGCUUCCAUUGCAAAAUUUUAUGGACUCUUUAUGAUAUCUUUAUAAUGGCAUAGAAAAAUAUGUGAUUUUCUUUACGCGGAACGCAUAAACCUUGUAGACUGAAAUCAGUAAGCGCUAAUGCAACGACUGAUUGGGCUCAGAAUUAUUCGGGAAUUGGAAAACUUUUUUUAAAACCUAAAUAUACUCCUGCUUCGACUACCAAAUAUAAAGACGACGUAAUUUGCUAUCAAACGUCUAAAAGAGCACAUAUUUCUGUUCGCAGUUGCCAUAAUAUAUGUUUGAAUGUGCAAGACCAUCGAAAAUCAAUGUGGAAAAAUGCACGCUACUUAAGUAGUCAUUUCUUACCGAGUAGGGUCUCUACAGGGGAUUGAAAAGCAGUGCAUUCAAAAACCGACAUCUUGCCGAGUCAGAGAUAUUAUAGGAUUAUGCUGCAGGGUAACCAGUAUUAUAACCGCGACUAAGUAAUCCUUCCUAAUAGGAAUCGCACUUCAGAAUUUCAGCCAACAUUCCAUGCGAUCAGUCACUCACUGUAGAUUUUUUAUGGCACGUGUAAACUUGUGUCCGAGACCAACUCCGGUCAUCCUUGCACCCUCUUGCCCACUCUCAGUCGGACAGGUGAUGGGAGAGUGUGACGGUUGUCGCCUAAUUCACCCGCAAGUCGUCAGUGCUGCGUCCAACUCGUUUGCCAUGCGGUGGACCUCAUCGCUUGCGACUGCCGAACUGUCGACAAUAAUUCCGCUCGUAUGUCGGCGCGUUUUUCGUAACAAAACGCAGGAGACUAGAACGAUCCGGACAGUGUCAAAUUUAAAUCCGGAUUCGUGGAUACGUGUUAUGAAGUAUUUGUUAAAAUGCUAAAGUAAACCUAAGUUCAGAUUUUGGAUCUAUCCGGUCUGGAUCUAGGCCGCAGGCAGUCGACAAGGGUAACGGAGCCCACGAUGCCCCCUGUACGUUCUACAAUUACGUCGGUAGAACAUCUCAAUUACCACUCGUCUCGGACGCUGGACAGGUUAAAGAUUACAUGCCUGCUGUCCGUCUUGUAUACAUAGCAGCGCUGUUAAACUCUCUAAUUUAACAGUCUAAGUAAUACGCAAUUGCCGUACGCAGUUGAAUAAGUGGUCACGAAACGUUUUGCGUCAUUAAGUCCACCACGUUUCGUCGUCAUUGCUCUGGUUAAGACAAAGAUUGCUCGCAAGAUGUCAUCAAAUUGACUUUUUUCUUGAAAAAUUGAACUUUCCUUGCUAAUAUGAGUCCACGUUCUACACAAAGGUGACGAAAUCAUUGAGUGGAAUGGUACUGUCCUGAUCGACAAGGAGGCCGCAGAAGUUCAAGCCAUUGUCAACACACCGGCCGACGAAGCUGAACUGCUGGUUCGCAGGUUAGCCGCCAUACUUCUGCCCCUCUCCUAACCCUCACGUACUUGUUUUCUGCGUAAAUGCCGAUGACGGUGAUGAUGAUGAUGAUGAUGAUGAUGAUGAUGAUGAUGAUCAUGCCAAUCUAUCGAGUUUUUCACAAUUAAAUUAAAAAAAUUAUUUAAAUCAGCUAAAAGUACCCAGACCAGCUUAUAUUAAUCUGUUUUCCUGUGCAUGUUCACCACUAGAGGCUCAUAGUUCCUUUUACGCAUUUGCGCAUUAUCGUUGCUAAUGCUUUUCAGUGGCUAUUGUUUGACAGUUUGAAAUAGCCACGACGAAUUUUCAAACAUCCAUGCGACCCGUUUUACUAGACUUUCCACAUGCUGCAGAUUUUAUUGGUUAAGUGAAAAGUGCUGUUUUAAAAAUGCAUGUGAGAAACUUGCGGCCUGUAGCCCCCCCCCCCCGUUUCGGGAAGGCCGCCGAAAUCAUGGGUGUGUGUGUGUGAGUCAGUUUCCUCCCUGCAACGAGCUACGCGGAAGCUGCGCUGGACCAACAUGGGGGGGCCCGAUUGAGGUACGACACGCGGCAACAUCCCAUUUCGUAGUCGUACCUGUUAGGCGUUAAGAUUAGGGGGUAAAGAUUGGGGAUUAGGGGUUAAGCUUAGGGGGUGGGGUUAGGGGUUAGGCUGACUUGCCUACUGCAGGUAUGGCUGCGAAAUGAGAUCCGACAAGACACGCAGUACUGGCCGUGCACCCAUAAGAAGUGCUAUGCAUAAAGAGGUUUGGCGGCACGCCUAGGUGCGAGUCUACGCCAUCCCAGUCACCUGUGGCUGAUUCCACCUCCGGUCUCCUUGACUUUGCCAUAACACCGGGCGCAGUUGGGUGUGGUGGAGAGGGCGCGGCGGGUGCUGUGCAAGUCACUUGUCACUAUAAACUGCGCCGGUCAGUAUUGGCACACAGUUAUAGUUGAGAAUGAAAAUCUGACCUAGAGGGUCGUGCAAUUCACUUUUUACUCCCUCCGAGCUGCGUGUUCAGUAGUUUCAAAAACUUCUAUGCCCCAAGUCGUCGACCUCUCAUGUUCCGGCAUUUGCCAUCAUCUUCAUCAGCUCUGUAAGUUAGUAAUAAUAUUCAGGAGGAGUGUCGAUAAAGUCAGUAGACACUGAGAGGACCGUAGCCAACUGAUUGAACCUAACUCCGGAUUUGGACAAACUGAGAUUCAAAUCCGAAAUUUGGCUCACUGAACGCUAAGCAGUACGAGACUCUACCAGUGGGCCACUGAUCUCUUGCUCUGUCUGUUUUGCGGAGAGUGUUCAGUGGCCAGGUUAUGGGAGGUUCGUCCCGUUGCACCUAGAAGAAGUAAAGUGCAGGUUGUUCAAACCUGAGGUUGGGUGUGGCAGGUAGACAACGGCGAAUAAACCAGAAAUGGUCACCCCUCGCUUUUUGUCUGUAUCACUUCUAUAGUACACGACUCCCUGGGAAAACUCUAGAUGGGGCCCCAAGACAAAGUGAAACAAGCGGCUGUCGUUACCUGAUCGCUGCUGACCCUUCACAUAAUGGUUACUAAAAAUGCAUUUAUUUGUGGCUGAAUGUGAGGGUAAUUGUCGGACCGACCUUUCAGUGAGCUCGUUCUGAUUGCGCGCCUGUGAAGAUCUCAUAACUCUCAAACAGCCUCUAAUAACUAUCACGGAUAGGAGCCAACUCAACUUAAGCUUGCACUCGGAAACACUGACUGCAAACCGCUUUCUGUGGUUAGAAUUUGGACACGCAAAUCUAAGAACCAAAUUUUGGUAAAAUUAUGCACGAAAGUACUAGCAGGUACAUCGCUCAGCUGACAGAAGUGACAACGAAAACUCAGAGGGCCAGAAACUGGGUGCGGUGGGUUGACUGUGUGAGCCGUUUCAUCACAAAGCCUAUUUACUGGCUUCUAAACAGUGCUGCUUCCUGUGAUUAAGCCACGACGCUGGCUGUCCCAAUCAAAUGACCGGCAGAACGUUCAAAAAUGAGACUCUCCCUUCUAAGCCGUGAUCAAGUUCAACUGUUCAGACUGAGAUUGCUGAACAAGCCUGGGUUUGUCUACCGGUUGCCAGAAGUAUCUUUCAGGGCCAGAUGCAAUGACUGAUUCAUGGUUUUACUAGGCUGAAGAGGAUUGAGGCCGGCUACAAGAUCUCAUAACUCUUAAGCAGCCUCUAAUAUCCAUCAGGGAUAGGAGCCAACUCAACUUAAGCUUGCACUCGGGAACACUGACUGCAAGGCGGUUUCUGUGGUUAGAUUUUGGACACGCAAAUCUAAGAACCAAAUUUUGGUAAAAUUAUGCACGAACGUACUAGCAGGUACAUCGCUCAGCUGACAGACCUGACUGCGAGAACUCAGAGAGCCAGAAGUAUCUUUCAGGGCCAGAUGCAAGGACUGAUUCAUGGUUUUACUAGGCUGACGCGGAUUGAAGCCGGCUAGAAGAAUCCGAAAAACGGAUCGGACGGCAACAGCAAUAGUAGAGUAAAAAGCACAUUCCAACAUGUUGGAACUCCCGUCUUUGCGUCUAGGACUUAAAAUUGACUGUUACUUCCACGCUUUAGCCUUAUGAUAACAGCGAUUCGGAAUUAAAUCCAAAUUUACCUUUCGCACCAAAAAAAUAUGAUUAUUCUGUUUUAAAUCUAACUUUGGUGUUUUAGUAACCCUACUCCCUCCGAGUCCUCGUUCGUGCGCCGAUACCCUCAGGAGUUUCCUCUGCACACCUGUCCCCACAAAAGCCCCUGUGGUGAGUUGUGUCCACAUUUUGUACCCUCUCCUCCAGGGUAGUAGAGCUUUUCAAUUUUUUUUAAAAAGUACUCUGUUAUAUGACUUUUUUUUCUUCUACGUCCGGAAAGUCUGUCGAUGGCAAAACCGGCAACAUCAACAUCCACAACAGAAGCAUAAAUUUUCCAAUCAACGGGCGCGGGCAGAAAUUGCGUUUGUCCGAGUUCUUGGACUGCCAUGAAAAUUCAGUCCCAGGGGGCAUUGGAAAACAAUGUUAGAAGUGGGCAGAAUCUGGUGGCUUAUCCGACCAAUCGGUGGUUUAUAUCGCCUGCUUGGAAAUGCCCUAGCAGAAUGCCGUACCCGGGUGGGGAAGGGGGGGGGAGUGGGAGAAUGAGUUAUACCGUUUUAUCGAGGUCUCGUCAGGCCCCAAGAUGACAAGUUUUCAGUUGGUUGUGUCGACGACUGGCAUCAGGGCAUUCAGGCUAGCGACCUUGAAGUGACAACCCACUUUGGGACGUGCAAAGACGGCCUACGAAGACCUCCAAGCGAACCGUCGGAAGUAAUCCGGCCUUUCUCCCUCUCUCUCUCUCUCUCUCUAACAUUUCUCGAUUUCCACGCUGGAAGGUUAUUGCCAUUUCAGUUGAAACGGAGUCCACUUCAUUGUUUUACUUUACCCGCACAUUUUAAAGGGACUGAAUUGCACUGUUGAAUCACGGCGGUUGGGAAUUCUUGAUAGAACUGCACGUCUGCCUGAGAAUUAAGACGUAACGUCACGUUACUGGUUUCCUCUAGCUUGAAUCUGUACGCUCUCACUUUCUUAUACCUAAAACCUCAGAGCCUCUGACUUUAGUCUGAUUUGUCAUUGAAAAGAUGUCUGCAAUAUUUGAUGAAAAUUAUCCCGCCUAAUAUUGACAAUCAGAUAAAAAGCCUAUUUCGGUGUUCUUUUUGCAUCUCCUCCUUGACUGCAUUAUAAUACUGGAAAUUGUUUUUAGUAUUGCAACCUAUGGAGACGUGCCUGUCUGGAAACAGACUACUGGGUCCUUUGUUUAACGAAAUAACGGUAUAGCAAGUCUGCCUCCAAUGCAGAUUAUCAAUCCUUCAUUCUCAUGACUGGCAAAUCAACCUUACUGUUCUGUCUAACGAGCAGUCCACUGGAUUCAAAUCGAAAACCCCCGGGUGCAAUGAGCAAUGUGUCUACAAGUUCAAGUGGACCGCAGUAGUUUUAUUACUGCAGAUUGCGUUUCUCGUUAGGCGCACUUUAAAUUUUUGUCAAAAUAUUUAUAGCUACUGAAGACGUUUCUGCACAUUAACGCCUUCUACAAGUGUCCGUUUCUAUUGCCAAAAUUAGUCCACGGGGACAUCAGUGAACUCAGUCGAUGUCAUUUUCUGUCCCCUAUAAGCCGCACCGAUGGCAUCUGCAUCUCCCUCGGCGUUUGCUCUAUGCGUGUAAACUGCAACAGUUUGAACAGUUUUUGAUGCUGAAAUUGCAUUUCAUGAUCCUCCUAUCGCGUGAUCUUGUUUUGGCGUAUAGGCGCUAACAGUUACAGCCCGCGCCCUGCAGCCUUAAGGUCUGACCAACCCCUGGACGGACGCUUGCAGUGAAAUUUUCAAUGCGUGCGGCAAAAAGUCUUUUAUCGUGUCCCCUUCGUAUGGGCGGGAGAAAACAUGAGACUACUGGUAGACUCCUGACGAUUGCAGAAAUUCCUCUCGUCUGUGUAUCGCUAAAGUACUCACACACUGUGCCAAAAUACUAACCAUACUUUGAAGUAAAUUAUCGUUACUUUAACGGCACGCUAACACCAGUCAAGUAAAUUGUCGGUUUCCAAAAAGGACUUUAUGUAGGUCUGCGCAUUCCUUUGAAACUCAACAACCACAAAAACAGAGCUUUUGCAUGCUAAAAGCACUGGUUUCGUAAUGUUGUUGGCAUAAGACGAUCCGGAUGUUGCCUUAAGAUCAGAAGAUAGGCAGAAGGAUCCCUUUGCGUUAAGGGAAAAUUGUUUUCGAACUAGAAGAGAGAGCGUGUCCUGCGUGAAGCAUCACAAAAGCAGCUCAGAUCUUAGUGGGCCCUGUGGUACAUUGGAGGAGAACCGUGUCUUGAUGUGGCCUUCUGUCCCCCUUGAUCUUCACAUAAAUCCGCGUAGCAGACAAAGUUGCCUACAGACGUCACAGGUGGCUGCUGAUAACGCAUUCCAUUUUUGAGGUUUGAACUGUCGCGAGCAUCACGGAGUGAGUGCGGCAUCGGUGCGUUGGUUUAUGGUAAGGCAGACUUGGGCAGUAUGUACCACACCUUCUCUUUCCUCACCCAGCCAGGUAUGGUGUGGUUAUGUAGCCCCACUUAAUGGACACAAUACUGUUGGGGUUAGGGUUAGGGGCUGGAGGUUAGGGAUAGAAGUUAGAGUUUGGGUUAGGCUUAGAGUUUAAGGCUGGUAUUAGGGGUUAAGGCAACUAUUUCUCAAUCAUUCAAAGUACAACUGCGCAUUCCCAAUAGCUUUUCUUUUGCAUACAACUACUUGACCUCAUCGCCUGUGCGUUCCCCGGUCCCACCUGUAAAAACCUCUACUAUGACCGGUCCCGUAUUAGAGGUAGCUGAGGUUUGUUUACUUCAGAUAGGGCUACAUAACUACAUCCGGUCCCCACCCAGCCCAGAUGUCAAGGCAGGGAACGCAGUGGCUGACAAAGCUAAAGAAACCAUGUACGUGUGUCCCGCACAAAUUGGUUCCUGCUCCACGUUCAUCGGACUGCACUUUCUGAGAGGUCGAGGAUCUCUCGCAGGUAGGAAUAAGAUAGGGAGGGGGUUUUUAAGAAGGAGCCAUUGCGGCCAGACUUCCCGUCCUGAGAAAGAGUGCGUUAUGUCGUGUGUUGACAGCCUUCCAAACCCCAACUCUUGACGCUUCGUGAUAGAUUUAAACGUGUUGGUUCUGCCAUGCCGUUGGGGUUGUAUUCCGCAGUGACGACCUUACUCUUUCCGCUCUCAAGCACAGUAGAUGUGCUAACUCAUGAAAUGUUAACCGACAUUUUGAAAUGCAUUUGCGACUCGAAAUGAUUACUUAAGUAGGAUUGUAAGUGUAACCACCGCGCAGCACAAUCUCAAAAUAGUUUAGUUACCACAGCAUACCGGCUUUUGAACGAACUUGCUUUCGGCCGCCUGCAAAAACUACACUCUGCAAACUGACUACUUAAGCAGUAUGCGUUUAUUCACUGAUUUUCAAUUCCCCUAUAAAUUCAAAUAUAUUUCAUAUAAACAUUCAUUCUUUACUAAUUAGGUAGAAAAUUACGUCUUCUUCGAAUUUUCUAUUUGAACUAAGGUCGUAAUUCGAUUUUAAAAACCUUUUCCAAUUUCCGAAUAAUUUGGAACCCCACCUGCCGUUACACUUGCAUUUGGGGUUUCUAACCUGCGAAAUGUACAUUUUUUGUGUACGGAAAGUCAUGCAUUUCUUUACAGUAUUAAGUGAAGGCCAUAUGCGGUUCAUAAAAUCUUGCAAAGAAUGUGAGCCAUAUUCUAAAAUUUAUAAGCAACAUUAGCAAAUGCACAGACACGAUGUUUUAUGAACAGGCAUUUCGCAGUCUUAAAAAAUCUCAUAAUUAUAAACUUUUCAAAACCGAAUUAUACCCUUUCUUCAAGCAUACAGUUUAAAGAAGACAUAAUUCUCCAAUAAAUGAACAAAAGAACGAAUAUUUUGUGAAAUAUUGAACAUUUCCGAGUUUAUAAGGGCCUCGAAAAUCAAUAAGAAAAAUUCGUUCUAUUUAAGUAACCAUUAUUUAUAGAGCGUAGUUUUUGCAGACGACCAGAAAUAAGUUCGUUCAAAAGCUGGCAUCCUAAAGUAACUGAAUCACUACAGAAUUAUGCUGCAUGGUGAUUAAUAUUACAACCCUACUUAAUAAUAUUUCCGGGUCAAAAACGCACUUCAGAAUCUUGGUUAACAUUUUAUGAGUUAGGACAUCUACUGUGCUAGUCGACACCCCGAGCCUGUCCUCGGACGCGACUCCGCCCCUCAGCUCCACACUGCAUUUAGGGGAUGUCACGGCUUUCACACAAAUGAUCAUGUCACGAGGGCCGCAUUAAGAAGGGCAGGUUGCAGUCCAAUCGUCCUUUUAAAAGAAGGACGGAAUCACCCCACCAUAUUCUGGCCUUUCGUGUCGCGAAUUCGAGUUUACCAGGUUUGUUAUGAGGAGGAAUGCGUUAAGCUGCCAUGCGGAAGGUUGGCUCAGACCGCGCCGUACGCCCUCUGUCUCCUUCCAUGUAGUUUUGACUUCUGCGAUCUUUUCAGUAGUGAAAUUAGGCCGGCUGGCGGAUGUAGCGCUAACCCCGUCUAACCAAUGCCUGAGGCAUGCUCAGAGCAGUUCAACGAAAGUGUGCGAUGAGACAGUACGGUACAGUGUAAGAUCAGAACUGUACUUCUGAUCCCUAGACGGUCAACAGCCAAUCAAUUCGAACGGGCGAGUACCAGGUAGCAGCCCAGAAGACGAAGACGUGAUCGCUGAAAUAAGAAAUUUGUUGGCCUGACUUUUCGAAUUCUCACUCGAAUCCAUCAUCAGAGGCAGUCACAGAUAAGGGUAGUGGUGGCACAAGGAAAGCAGUAUUUUUAGCGCGUGGUUGCCCUGGGACCGUAUGCGCACUGCAAUUAACAAUUCUCGCAAUCACCGCUGAGGUCGUAAUUGAUGCGGUGGUGCUUGUCGGUCCGAGUCCGAGUCGUUAAUUGCCGCGAUUUCGUCAUCCGUGCUGGAUGCUGGUGUGACGAUUGCCCGGCAGACUGGCUCACUGUCACUGGGAUUACUGCUCGCCCGCGCCCUGCCUACGUGACUGAUUCCCCUGCUCAGGGAAAAUCUCGGCGCGGAAUAUGGUACCGGAGGCCAUUGCGCUUGUUGAUGGAUUGCGAGCCUGAGAACCAUGACUCGAGCACCUCGCGGCUCACGCGGUUGUCACCCCUUGCGAGGAUUUCGGCCUCUUGAAACUUGAAAAUACGGCCGGGUCUCGUCGAAUUUGCCGCGACCUGAGAGCUAGUAUCUCCCCGCCUCACUGCUGCGGCGUGUUCGACAAUUUGCGUACGGAGUAAUCUCCCAGUUUCUCCGACGUAGUUGCUUUGUCCGCAACUGCACCAGAUCCGGUAAACGAUUCUUGACGUUUCCAGCCGUGACAGUGGGUCUUUUGGCCUCAUGACUUGGCGCCUGAUGGUUGCUUCCGGCCUGUGUGCAACCCCAACUCCAAGUGGAGUGCGAAGACGACUGACGGCUUCCGAGACGUUCUUUACGUACGAAAGAGCCCGCCAAAAUUUGGGGCUAAUCAAAUCUACAAUCCUCAUGACGUAUUUUUGUCUGUCGGACCAGCUGAGCACGGGAAACGAGAGCAACCGCUUCGCCGCGCAAUUUGUAAUCCAAUACACCCGCAAGUCAUUACACAAGCUCCGGGCGCGCAGGUGGAGCGUCAGUCCAUUGCCAAUAGAAGCGAAGAGACGAGUCCCAGGAUGCAGUCCCGUGAAGCAGCCUUCUUCACAUCAGUCCAUUGUGAGUACUUUUUUGACUAAAUUUCCUUUUUUCCUCCCUCUAGCGGCUGAUGCCCAUCGACACGCCAAACUCUGCCCCUCACACAAUCAGGUGCCCUCACACAUGCACGAGGCCACGCAUUCUUGCUUCCACCAACAUCCGCACACCUGCCAACGCUCCUUCCCCCUGCACUGCGAGGUGCAUCCCUGCAUGCACAAGGCUCACAUGAGCGGUCUGCAGCAUCCAGCGCUGGGUCACGUAUGUCGCAACGACUGGCCGGACGGUGCACCCGCCUACGCAGCGGCGGCGCGUGGCGGGAAGACGACGACGACGACCAGUGUCAUUGACGAGACCCAUCGACUUCCACAGACCCAGUCGCUGCACUGCAAUCGCCUCUCCUACCCCCAGCUUUCCAGCCUCGAGAACCAGGAACCCUCGUCGCCCGCCAACAAUGGGGCCUCUUGUGUAGAGAGUGAGGCCUCUGCAUCACCGAGUAGGUCCUUGCAUACGGCAGGUUCACGUGGCAGACAGUCGGGCCGACAGAAUUUUGCAACACCCCCAUCGCCACGACCGCCGGGCACGGAGGAAACGCAGGCCAAUAAGCGGGACGCCUCAGACGGCGUCUCGCAUCAGAGUGGUAGCGGUGGAAUGACUGUGAGUAUGAAUUUCAGCACUUUAGCUUUAACUCUGACCCUUAUUAUUCUGGAAAUUAGCGCAAGGCUCCCGGAGUGGGAGGAGAGUUCCUAUUACCGUGUCUUGUCGUUCGAUCAGCCUAACUAUUUGACGUGGGACAACUUUUAAAGUCCAGUUAUUCGGAAAACAGCCAAAAUACCGGAUCAAGAACCACGGUUAUCUUGCCGCCGAAGUCACAGUCCUACCCAAACUAUUUCUUCAGGAUUAUAAGGGCUCGUUUUAGGUCGUUUAAAGUCGACUCUUUGCUUCACGGCAUUUGAUACUGUCUAAAUAGUGGGUUUCUGACUCUGCGGCAUCUUAGCACGGGACCAAUCAAUGAUCUUCUCUAAGAAGAAAUACGGGACUGUUGAUUACAUUACUUCUCCAGAUUAGCCUGCCUUAGUAUUAUAUGAGACUGAAUACUGGGAGUAAAGCUUAGGAUAACCGAAAAUAAUUACUUGUAGGGGAAAAAGGAUAGCCAGUAUCUUUUGGUUCAAUUUUACUAGUUGCAUCAUAUUCGACACACAAUAUUUACUAUUCUUAACCGGAUUUCGUUACUUUAGUCAGGUUUAUGCAAAAUAUUCGCAGGAUUAGAUGUAAAGCGGAAGCGUACGAGGAUAUUGAGACCUUAAGAUGGUCUAACGCAAACUACCUUCCCCGAAUCCGUUGUCAUUCACCCAGUUUAGUGAGUUAAUGGAAGUGGAUAGGAAGCCUCAGUUGCAAGAAUAAUCUGUUUAUUGUCCUACUGCUUCAUAUAAUCCAAGUUUUCGUCAGCAUUAAUUAAGUGGAUGAGGUUUAACUACUAAAGUAAGUGACCGAUCUCAUGAAAUGUUGGCCGAAAUUGUAAAAUUCGUUUUCAAUUAGGAAGGAUUACUUUGGUAGGGUUGUAGUAUUGACCAUCAUGCGACAUAAUCCUGUAGUAUUUCGAAUUUGACAGAAUGUGGAUUUUGAAUGCACUUCUUUUCGACCUCCUGCAGAAACCGCACUCGGUACAAAAUGAAUUCUAAAGUAGCAUGCACUUUUCACACUGAUUUUUGACGGUCUAAUGAACUCAAGUAUAUUUUAAAGAAAACAUGCACAAUAUAUGAUUUUAUUAACUCGUUUGGUAGAAAAUCAAAUUUUCUUCACAUUUAAUGCCCUAAAAAUGUUAAUCUUUGGUUUUAAAAAGUCACUAAUUAUGAGAGUUUUAAGACCGUACGAUGUCCAUACUAAAAGCAUCACCCAUGUCGGUUUGCCAAUGUUAAACAUAUUCCGUAUCCUUUGCAAAAUCCCAUGAACUCUCUAUGCUACUUAUUUAAAGGCAUGGAGUAAUUUAUGAUUUUUCUCACUCGACAUGCAUUCACCUUGUAGAAUGAAAUCGCUAAACACUAAUGCACUGACUGAUUAGGCUCGAAAUUAUGCAGGAAUUGGGAAACUUUUUUAAAACCAAAAGAUAACACUUUUUAGGUAUAAAAUGUGAAGAAACUUGGAUUUUCUACCAAACGAGUAAAUCCCUUUGCCGACUGAACCUUAGACAAGUUUCUGUUUUUACUUUUUGUCUUUUAUAAUGUUGAGCGAAAAUUCGAAUUUUGUUCAACAAUGUAAGAAAAAAUUAUGCCGCCUCAAAGACCCCAUUUUUCAACGCUGCACGUUUACGCUAGAACAAUAGAACGCUGAUUUUUGCAUCUCGUUCUUUGUUGAUUUUUCCAUUAUAAAUUUUCAAGGAACUGAUUUUCUCCAUGAAUGGCAGGAAAUUUUAGGUUUUUUAAUGGCCAUGCAACUUACGGGCCACAGUGCGCAUCAGUCAUUAGUUUACCUAGAAACAUGUGCUUGACAGUCAUUUAUCCCAAACGCCCUAAUGGGAAAUAUCGAAAAGGACUAGUAUUUUUGACACUGAAGGACCCGUGUUGCCAUGUAACUUACUGCAUGCCUUGGCAAAUCCUGGAACUUUCCAGUAACUGCGUUUGUAUCUUCUCAGUGAUUUAUUGCGUAUUUAUCUUCAUUCUAACACCAGGGUACACCUUGUCAAGCAGUUGGUUUAGCUUUUACGUAAACAAAAAAUUUAUGGGUUGAUAAGCUACGCACACACUUUGCCCAGAAAGGUAUGAGAUCAUGAUGAAAGGUUUCUAUGUCACAAACGGGAAGAAAUUUCCCCAGUAUGUUUUCAAAACCGUCGACGCACUCCCUACUCAAUUCAUCCACAAUUAGCAGACUAUCGUCAGUCAGUGAGAAUGCGAUCCAAAACGAAAUUCCACCAUGAUACUUAAUGUAUUUGUCAUUUCGCUUAUUUCAACUUCCGUACCUCCAAUGUAGAACAAUUCCGACAUUUUAAAAAGGCUUAGACCUGUACGCUUUGUAAAACGGUGUUUUCAUACAUUACAUAUCAACCAUGUACAUAUAUAAUAUGUACUAUAUAUACAUACAUAACCAAUACGCGGUUAUUCCACACUAGUUGGUUGUCUUCGACUCAAAUGUUCAUUGAAAUUUCGGGUCCGGCCAUAAAAACGUCAUGUGCUGGAGACUAAAUUCCAUGUUCAGCACUGACUAAUUUCUGAAAUUAUUCGCUUGAUUAUUCUCUGGAGUGCAUAUAUCAGAAACCGCAUAGAGAACUCUGGGGGUCCACUGGACCCUCGCGGCUGUGUCAAGCAACGACAGAAUAUCGGCGAAACACGUGUCUGGGCUUUUAACUAAUAUUUAUGUCGGCAGUACGGUGUAAUAUCUUUACCUUAUAGACAUAUGUAUGAGCAGAAUGGUAUUACCGACAAAGACAAGGGAGACUGGAAUGGCCAUUUCCGGCUUAUUAGCCGUCGUCAGGCAGCCAUACUCAAGCCCGAAGUGUGGAACUCGAGCCUCGAACUCGCAACCUGUUGGUUUAGAAGUCCACGUAUCUACCCACCGGGCCACGAGCCCGUUGCCAUGUCGGUUUUCGAUCGGGAAUAUACAAUGGUAGUGGGUGCUCACCGAUCGUUCAUACGGAACUCACUCGUUCCGUUGUGCCUUAAGGGCUCUCUCUCGAGCCCAACCAGCAGCCGAGGCUCGGGUGUUCCACACUUCGGGCUUGGGAAUGGCUGGCUGACGACGGCUAAUAAGCCAAAAAUGGCCAUCCCAGUCUCCCUUGUCUUUGUCGGUAAUACCAUUCUGCCUAUAUAUCAUGCGCCGCUGUGCGGCUGCUGGUUGGGCUCGAGAGAGAGCCCUUAAGGCACAACGGAACGAGUGAGUUCCGUAUGAACGAUCGGUGAGCGCCCACUACCACAUAUGUAUAUAUAUAAAUGACACAGGAGCCGAACCCCUCGCAGCUGUAUCACGCUGCGGCGGAAUGUCAGCAAAGAACGUGUCUGAAUUUUCAGUUAAUAUCUAGGUCGAGAGUACUAGUACAUUUACCAUAUAGAUUUCAUACUACUUUUAGUACUAUAUGCUUGUAGAAUGGACAUAACGUGGUUAUUCCAUAAUAAUCGAUAGUCUUACACUCGAAUGUUCAUUGAAAUUUCAGGUCCGACUAUAAAAGUCAUGUCCCGGGGACUUAACUCCAAGUCCUGUACUGAAUAAUUUCUAACAUUAUUCGCUGCAUAUAGGUGUAUAUGUCUGUUGAAAGAAAUGGUGAUGAAGACAAGAAAGAUUGGAACAUCCAUUUCCAGCUUAUAAACACUAGUAAGUCAGCCAUAGUCAAACCCAAAUUCUGCCGCACCUGAAAUUCGAGUUCACAAUUUGUGGUCAUUGAGCUGUAUGCCCUACCAUUUGAGCCACGGGAGUGUUCACUCAUCGGGCUACUGUAUAGUCUCGCGCACCGGUGCUCAGCAUUGUGGACGCAGAUGUAGCACCGGCCGUGACAAAGAACACCGGAAUGGCCAUUUAUGGUCUAUUAAUAGGUGUUAAAAACCUAGACUGACUCUCAUGGCGCAAUUUCGCUAGCAAGUCCCGCAACCUGAGCCAUGAAUGCCUCUUGCGGCAUUGCUUAAACUUCCCAUCGCAACCGACUGGACAACGCACCUCAGACCCACUGGUGGAACGUAAGGCUUUAUACUCAACGAUCGGAGAGUGAGGGUUAGAAUUUUAGGCUAUCCAAACCUGCUUUAGGUUAUUGAUGGCGGGUGAGGACUAACAAGUCGGAAAUGUCCAUUCUCUUCUCUUUUUUCUUUGCCCAUACUCAUUUUGCAUCUGUACAUGUGUAUACGUCGGAGGUAAUCUUGAGGGCAGUCUGAAGCGUAUGCUGCAAACGUCAAGGGAGACUAGGCUUUUCAUUCCUGGAUUACUAUUCCAUAUCAACCAACAAUACUCAGCCCCAAGUUUUGGAUAACCGCAUUCUCUGAUCAGUAGAUGUUACGUUUAAUGCUCUGCUGUUUGAGUAAUAGCUCGUCAUACUUUCGGUUGCGAUCAGCAAUACAAACUUAUGUUGGAAGUAUUUUAACCCGAUUAGAUUACGGGAGGAACUCGCUUUGUUACGUGUUGAGGCCCAAUAGAGAAACCUCGUAUGUAGUCGAAAAGCGACCAUGAGUCAUGCAUUACACUAUGUAAUGGACGUUAGUUGAAUUAGGAAUGAGAGCCCGCCAUCUCCACUCUUGAACUUCUAAGAAAGAUAAUAUUCAAAUCACUAUUAAAGAGCUAGACGUUUCUAAGAACUAAAUUCAACAAAGACGCAAUUCCCUAUUAAAUUAGUUUUUAAUUCCUUGUGGCAAAUAUUUGCUAGAAAAUGUGAAUGGAUUUUUGCAUUCAGCAAAACUUUCCUGGAAAAAAGAUUAUGGUGUUGGAGGGUUUUAGGCGGACGUAGUUCGCGCAGGCCCUUGGAAGGAUGCUUCAUCAAGUUCAUGAUCACUUUAAGGCAAAGGGAGACCUGUCGGCGCAUAAUGAGCCUUUUCAGGCGAAAGUGUUGGAAUAUCUCUCAUCUAGAACGCACUUCUUUCUCAUCCAGUGAUUUUUAUUUAGACACAAUUUUGCCAUGUAAAACGUCUAUGGAUUUUAAGCCGCUAACGUUAAAUUCCAAGGAAAAGGUUCCUUACCGUAAACGACGAAAAAGCCAACGAGACAAAAUCUCCGAACUAACUUAAACCGAAAAACUAACUCUCAGACCAAAAUAGCAAGCAUAUCCGUGGGGUCCGCUAAGAUUAGCUAGCUUUCAUUGUUUUUCAACUUCAUUUUGCAAGUAAAAAUAGCAGUCCACUCUAUCAAUUACUCCAGCCAGCAUUACCUGCUGUUUCGGCCGUUAACUACUCAAUAAACGAGCAUUCUCUUUCUGUCGUCCACUUUUUGUCGAAUGAUUCCUUUAACUAAGUUCACCUGUAGCGUAAACGAAGUAAAUUGCUAGUCAACCCUUCCAGUGAAUCAAAUCUGUCAUUUUUAUAAGAGAAUUGGGUAAACAAUAGCCGGCCUCAUCUGAGGUUAAUUUUGGUUAUCCAAAAAAUAGAAACUAAUUGAUUAGGGGCACUUGUGCGGCAAUUGUUAACGUGUUUACUCUGUGACUCACCGCAGAACUCAAUAGUACAUUUUGAGAUAUAGUACAAUUCACGACUAAGUCUACACCGCAAGCAGCGACAAGUAGGUCGAAACACUGUCACGCAUGAAAAUUGCAACUUGUUCAUCCUUUCGACUGAGCUGAUUCCAAAUGUGUGUCCGACUGUCCUUUCUGUUCGUUCUUGUAGUAAUUGCAGAUGGCAACUGCUCAAUACGGUUAUCUAACAUUGUCUAAAAUCUAAGCUGCAGCCGUCUGCAUUUUUUUAAGAAACUGAUGUAGUUUAGCCUGUUUCUUUGCUAACUUUGCUCCUCAAGGGCGUGCUUUGUACUCACCAAACAGUAUUCUUUUAUGAAAAGUAGUUUCCCCUUUAAUGAAGGAGCACUGAUGCGCUAUAAUUUGGAUGUUUUACUCCUACCUAAGGCGUGAUUUCCAGGCACCGAUCUUUUGCUAACUCAUGAAUAAUAGAUGUUUUUGGCAGGCAGGACCUCCUAUGCAAUCAAUCUAGCAUCCAUCACCUGACUACCAGGCCCAAUUGAUUAAUAGGUGAUUGCGACAGAUUUUGAAUAAUUCUUUUCAUCCGACUGUGAAAACUCGUCGGACUCGGUGAGAUUGCAACUCACGACAGUAAGGCCAAGGCCAUAGAAACGAUUAGUCAAAAGGCGGGCAACCAUCUCAUAAAGUCAGUGUGGUUAUUAAUUUGAGCGUUAUCUGAUUGGGCAGUGAAAUGUACUUUAAAAGUGCAUCUGUGCUCCGUAUUAAGAGCUGGAACGAAGUAAAACAGCGUACGAUUUUUAGAGAAUACCACAUAAGGGUCUUCUGUCGGUAAUAACAGUUUGCACUGGCGUAUGUUGCGAACUUUUCAAUGAAGUACUGCUAUUUGGAGUGGUAUGCCACAGGUUUGAACAACAGUUAUUGGCAGACAGACAGUCCAAGGACGAACGGCUAAGUGACAUAAUGGGUACGUUAACCGUGCAGCAUGAUGGAAUUCCUAAGGAUGUUUAGGCCGCCGGUCAGGCAUGGUUAUGUAGCCCCACCUGAAGUAACCAAACACCAGUCACCCGUAGUACGGGACCGGUGGUAAUGGGGAGUUUUUACAGGCGAGACCGGGGAACGCACAGGCUACGAAGUCAAGUAGUUAUAUGCAAAAGUAAACCUAUUAGGAAUUCGCGGUUGUACUUUGAGUGGUUCAGAAAUAGCUGUCAUAACCCCUAACAGUAUUGUGUUUAUCAGGUGGACUACAUAAACACAUUUUACUAGACCGCUUUCCGGAGCUCAGAAUAGAGCAGUGCUUUUCUUUAGUGGGAGGGCUAAUUGUUUGUGGGGUAUGGAGGUACCGCGAUUGCAUCUACCCUCACUGCCGUAAAGCUUUCAAGACUGGUUUUCCAGAAUGCUGACACCCCGGCGCAUCAAUGCAGCACAGUUCAUGACCCCAAAGAUUUUGACCGUACUGUAACAAAGUAGAUUUUUGGGUUAUUCGCGAAGGAUAUAAUUUUAGAAAACAAAAUUACGCAGGCUUUUCGGUGUAUUCCGGUGACAGGAUAGAGUGACACCAAAUAUCACAGACGGCACUUGGAAGCUAGCUUCAGCUGCACUUUAGCACAAGGCUUCGCUUGCCCUUUAGUGCUAAAUUACUUAUAUUUCCGGGAGCUUUUAGUUAACUCACCUAAAAGUGCAUUUAUCGAAAAUAAGACCAAUUAAGCAAAAUAAAAUACGGCUUCCACUUGACUUCUGUAGGUAACGACGGUCAGCGGUGGAUUUACUUUCGCUUUUCUGCCAAACUAACGAUGGCUUACAUUCUGCCACGUCCUCGAAUAGCAUUGGUGAUCGAUUUGCUAAUUUGAGUUAAUUUACGGAAAUGUACAUAUUAUUCGUAUCCUUUCAGCUGCCGCAGAAGUUUCAGUUUUUCCUCGCCCAAACAUUUUUGCACUUUUUUUCACUGUAAGCAGGUAACAGAAAUCUUUCUUGUUGGAUUAGUAGACUUUUUUAUCUUCGCUAUUCUUCUUAAAUAUUCUUUUUUUCAAACGCCAGGUGGACGACCCCAGUGUUCAGAGUGACAGCGCCGAGUCUCAUAAAUCCUUCGGUGAGAUAGAGGUAAGUCGGGUAACUUGAAUGCGCCACCAGGAUAUUCUUAAUCAUUUCUAGAAAAAAAACACUUUUAUUUCGCUUUCCCGGUAAGACGGCCAACUUCAAAUUCUUUCAAAGUGGGGCCAGGGUAUGACUCGUCAACCUCAAUUUCAUAUGGACCUCUUUAACUACUGAUUGCGCGUCACCCUUUGAUUUUGUAUUGAGAGGUUAUCCUUGAACUCUAAGGCAGAAACUGAGGUAAUUGUCUAACCUACAACGGCGCCAAGUUGAUGAACGAAGUCUCCGCGUGACCUUAUAUAUACCCAUAAGAAAUUAACAAGACGACAAUCUGGAGCUCAGCGGUAAAACAGUGGACUUUAAACAAACAAAUCAAACGUCCUCGCUGUCAGUCACAGCCGCCGAAUAAGACAGGAUGGACCCAUUCCGCUCUUGCUUCUCAUUGUGCGUAGACUUUUCAACACACCAGGACGUCAAAUUCGAAUUAGUUAACUGAUCUUUGAAUCCAAAAUACGUAACUGCUCUGUGCCACCUGGGUAAAUUCCUGUGAGAAAAGAUGACGGUAAUCAUUCUUACUUAUCAAGAGACGGGGCCCAGAAGACAGAGGGCAUAAACGGAUUCCUUGAACGCUUUCUCUCAAGUCUUCCGUCUGCCGUGAAUUCACCGUCAACUUAGUCGACUCGGACAUUACCGAAACCUCCUGGUAAAGUUGGCAGUUCUGGGAGGAUGAGUAGAUUGAGAAGGGAAAAUAGUUCGUUGAAAGAAAUUUAUUGUACUGCUGACGUCAUGAAGGGCUUGGCCAGCUCAGCACUGUCAAAAUACACAAAAUAGAACAGGCCUCCAAAUGACUUGCCGAGCUAGUUGACCUAGAGCCGGAUGAUUUUUGUCUUCUUUCGCUUCCCCGGCCUUCUGGUGGAUAUUUAGCGGGCCUAACAACUGCGUCGGUGGGGGCGGGGGAAAUUGAGCUUCCGUGGAAACCGUUCGGUUUGGUGGCUCUUUUUCUUCACCCGCUUUCCGGUCAUGUCUACUCAGGUUUUAUUAAUUCUAUGUGGCCGUCUUGUCCCUGUUUUGUGCAAAUAACGAUGCAGGACACUAUAAGCCGCAGGAAAGUCAAGAUGCCUGUUGAUGAAGUUGGCAUCUGAUUACCUCAACUCAAGUGCGCCUCGCUGUGUCCUUGGGCUGACCCGGCUUGAGAUGGUCGCUCCUUGGAUAUCUGAAGUACGGUCAGUUUCUAAAUGUGAGCUGCGGGCUGAAAAUUCGGGUCUAGUUUCAAAGUUGCCUGUUUGCGCUCGUGUACACGAGUCUACAACUUAUGUUCGUUUCUCCUGCAUAAAUGCUGUACCCAUCAUCGCAAAAUAUUUUGUGGACAACGGUUUCGUAGCCUUCCAGUUGCGAUUUCGCUCUCCUUAUCCUCUUAAUCCAACAAAUGGCUGUGUCGGUGAGCCCAGGUUCUAAAAGUCUUCAGGUCGUAUAUUUUUCACUGAGACGACCGCAGCGAAUUCCAGGGUGCCGGGGAUUGGGCAGUCUGUCGCUGACUUUAGAAGUAUCACUCAUUUGCACCUUCCUUACCAUUUUAAUUCAGCGACUGACUGUGUCACGGGGGCAGGAGUGCUUAUACGCCAGCAUCGGCUACCUCAGGCAUCGGUUCACACGAGCUUCCCUGCGCGUGCUUCAAGCCCUGCUUGCGCCCUCUCUAUUAUCUCAAUCCAGCGAGCGGCUAAGUAGACUUGCUAAUGGGAUUACUCGCACGGCGUGGAACUCCGUCGGUUCUACUACGAUAGCCAUGCAUUGCGAAUUACCACGCGGUGCCCUCCGUAACCUUCCAGUUGUGAUUGCGCUCUCCUUAUCCUCUUAAUCCAACAAGUGGCUGUGUCGGUGAGCGGAGAUUCUAAAAGUCAUCAGGUUGUCUAUUUUUCACUGAGACGACCACAACGAAUGCCAGGGUGCAGGGGAUCGUGCAGUCUGUCGAAAAUUCCUAGAACAGCCAAAAUGGCUAUUUCGUGCUUGCCUGCUAUCCUCAGCCAGCCAUGUCGUUGCUCUUGGACGGUCGUCAGACCUUAGCCUGACAGCUCACUAAACGAUAACAUACGGGUUCAAACCGCAGACCUGUCUUGACAGAGGUCCACGUGUACCCAGAUGACUGAUGGUGGCAAACGUGUCAGGAAUGGCGUCUUUAACUUUCCUUCUUAAUGGCAACAAACUUACGCCAGUUUAUUGAUCACUUGCCACUCUUCAACUUUCCACGGCGGUUCUGGCCUUCGGAGCUUCAACUUAAAGUGGAAAUUUUUGCAUUCCGCAGCGCAUUCCGGCCAGGUCGGCUAACUGCACAACUUGGCGCGAACAUUAUUCCAUGCAACAACUAAGCACUGCUUGAGAAUCGAAGGGGUGCGCUUAAAGAACAACCAAGAUAAUUCAUCCGUGCCUGAUGGACCACUGUGAAUGAGACUAUCAUGACCAAUGCAGUUCCCCCCAUUCCUUCACUAACUGCCUUCUUCUAUGUGCCCGCGUAAGAGUUGAUGACGUGUUGCCUUUGGUCGUCCCCGACGUCGAUUUACCAUCGCACCGCUCCCAGUUGCGGCAGGGGGGAAGGGAGGGAGAGCGCGACAAUUAUUUUAAUGCUGCUCCCGAAAAUACCCCCCACUUUCCCAGCACUUUCACGUAUGCAAUUUAAUGCCUUUGAUGAUGUGUUGCGUUUAGCGUAUCCGCUUCCUUUUCGGGCCGGCAAGUGUGAUCCAUUCAGAGGCCAAUAAUUACCUGCGCUCCCUUAACAUGAAAGGGUGAAAUCACACUUACCUUCACUGCCAUCCAGAUCUGAAUUUAUAAGCCCCCAGAUGCAGCGCAAUAAGAUAUCUCAAAGAUGAAAGCUCGGAGUCGCAAAUGAUACGCUGUUCGACGGCAAUCCACCGCAUUUUUCGUCUUCUGACGUUUGCCGCAAUGACCCACUUUUAAUGGCCGCCAUUGUACACGUAGAGUAGGUGGGCUAACUCAUGAAACGUCAACCGGAGUUCCGAAAUGCGUUUUCGUUUCGAAAAGAUUAACUAAGUAGUGUUGUAAAACUAAUCAUCAUGCAGCAUAAUUCUAUCGCAAUUCAGCUACCUCGGGAUGUCUGCUUUCAAACGAACUUCUUUUCGGCUUCAUGCAAAAACUACACUCUGUAAAAAAAUGACUGCUUAGGCAGCAUGUAUUUUUCCCAUUUAUUUUCGUUGCCCCUAAAAGUCCAAUUAUAUUUCAUGGAAAACAUGCACACAACUAUUCAUUCUUUUGCUCAUUCGGUAGACAGUUACGUCACUGCCACUAAUGCGGCAGGUAAGAACACAAGUGGCUGUGGUGUGGCAAAAAAGAUUGUCAGCCUAGGAUGAGAGCUAAGGUCAAUACAAACACGUGCGAUGACAGCUAUCGUCCGAAGCACGACCGCGAAUAGACGCAAACCCGUUGUAACAAGAUCGUCACCGCCUAUGAGUACUGUGAGGCGCGGUACAACACUCACCUCCGUCCAUGAAAGUUUGUUUCCUUUUGAAACGUCAGGGCGAUAUAACUAUGGUUCCCGAGAUCGCCUCUUCGGCUUAUAUAUAUAUAUAUAUAGAAGAAGACGGGAAGGCGAUCGCUGGGACCAGUGGUUUAUUUGUCCGACGUUUCGAACUCUCACGCGAGCCCAUCGUCAAGGAAUGAAAAUACUGUACAACUCAUCGCAUAUUUAGCUCAUCUCUGCCGGGAAUGACCUCCAGCUGCGCUGCUGAUUCGUUCACGCAGUGCUUGAUAAGCGAUUGGCAGAUCGAUAUAUAUAUAUAGAAUAACAUUUCAUUAUUGUGCAUAUAAUAACCACCGCUGUGCGGCUGUUUGUUGGGCUCCAGAGCGAGCUUCAGUACACAACGUGACCAAUGAAUUCCGUAACUCGAUCGGUGAACGCCGCUCUAUUAACAUAUACAUAUUUUAUGGUACGCGAAGGGUCUGGUGAAUAACCCAUUCUCCCCAGAGAUCGCAUAACCUCCUUUCACAUAUAUAAAUCAAGGGAUGAGGAGGGACACAGCUCACAGCCCCCCCCUCUUGACUUCAACAAAAUUUGCUUGCGUGCUAAAUUGGUGACAUCAAUUAGAAUUAGCAAUUUUGCCGACAAAAAAUAUAACCGAUGGCAAAGACUUAGUGGCGGAAAUAAAGUAAAUGAUAGACGGCGCUGGUGAUGAGGAAAGCGAAACGAGGAACCGAUUAGGAGAGAGAGAGAGAGAGAGAGAGAGAAGACACGUUCGAUGACGAUGUCGAGUGUAAGGAAGACGGUCGUCAUCAUCAUCAGUAUGAACACCGAGUUGUUCAGGCGCUACUUCCGGCUAAUAAAUGCGCGCUGUUUCUCCGAUGUCUGUUGCGGAAGCCGUCAUCUCGCAGGAAAUUAUCUUUUCUCUCUCUCGACGGGCCUCCGUGUUCUUCUGAAGCGCUGCCGCGCGCAGCUGCAAGACUCGCCUUAAAGGAACCUAUUUUCGACAGAACUGAGGCGGGGCACCUAGCGUGUGUGUCUGCCUCAAAGCUCUUCGUGGAUGAAAUUCGUUCGGUUUUUGCGAAAUUCGACUCAAAAAAUUGUAGCCCGAUGUAUUUGAUCAAAGCGCUCUGUCCGCGUUUUUGUCAACUAUCGUUAUAUUCUUGGCUGAAGCGGGCUAUGGAAGGAGGGGAUUUUAUACAGCCACAAAAAAAUCUUGCGUCUUCCCCGGCGUACCUCAUGAAAUGCCCACCGUAAUCCUCAAACGCAAUUGCAGUCAGAGAGGACUACUUAGGGUAUUUUAUAAGAAUGAUCAUCUCAUGCAGCAUAACUAUAAGAUAUUUCUGUCACGGCAGAAUACCGGUUUACUAAUGAGCUUCUUUUCUGCCAUCUGCGUAAGUCACACUUGGUAGAAAUGACAACCUAGGUAACAUAAUUUUAUCCUGAAGAAGGAGACACGAUCGCUGGGACAAGAGCUUUAUUAGCCUGAUGGCUCGGUUUCCUUCUCGAACCCAUUCUUAGAGACAAUAGCAGGUACGGGUGACCCAUAUUUACUAUUGUCUCUGAUGGUGGGUUACGGAAUUCACUGGAGUCCAACAAACUAGGGUCCAACAAACAGCCGCACAGCGGUGGUUAUUAUAUGUACAAUAAUGCAAUGUUACUCUAUAUUCGCAACGUCAGGCUGAUAAAGCUCUUGUCCCAGCGAUCGUGUCUCCUUCAAGAAUACUUCCUGAGACUUGUCUCUUCACUUCUAUUGGCAAUAAUUUUAUCCAUUGAUAUUGGACGCCCUUGUGGACUUGAGUGGACAGUAGAUGUACUAAUUCAUGAAAUGUCAACCGAAAUUCUGAAAUACGUUUUCGAUUCGAAAAUAUUACUUAAGUAGGGUUGUAAUAUUAGUCACCGCACAGCAUAAUCUCAUGAUAAUUUUAUUAGUUCUGGUUGCCGACUAUUGAACGGAAUUCUUAGCAGCCGCCUGCAAAAACCACACUCAGCGAAAAAGGACAACUUAAGUAGCACGAUUUAUUCUCACUGACUUCUGAUGUCGCUAAAAAUUCAAAUAUAUCUCAUAGGAAACUUUCAUUUAAAUACUCAUUCUUUUAUUCGUUUAGUAGAAAAUUACGCCUUUAAUUUCUUCACUUGGAAGAAGUAUAUAAUUUGGUUUUCAAAAACUUUUCCAAUUCUCGAAUAAUUUUGAACUUGAUCUGCGUUACACUUCCAUCCAGGGUUUGCGAACUGCAAGUUGUAGAUUUUCCAUGUACAGAAAACCAUACGUUUCUCUACCGUAUCAAGAAUUGACCAUAUGGAGUUCAUAAAAUUAAGCAGUGGAUUUGGGCCGUAUUGCAAAUGCAGAGACGGUCUAAAAAUUCUCAUAAUUGGAAACCGUUGCAAAACCGAAUUGUACCCUUCGAAAGUCAGUGAGAAUAAAUCGUGCUACAUAAGUUGUCCUUUUUCGCUGAGUGUGGUUUUUGUAGGCGGCCGAUAAGAAUUCCGUUCAAUAGACGGCAACCUGAACUAAUAGAAUUAUCAUGGGAUUAUGCUGCGCGAUGACUAAUAUUACAACCCUACGUAAGUAGUCUUUACGAGUCGAAAACGCAUUUCAGAAUCUUGGUAAACAUUUAAUGAGUCAGCACAUCUACUUUACACUAACUUACGUGAAACCCGGAAUUGGAACUUGUCAUCUGAAAGGUCUUAUUUUUAUUAGUUGUAAGUUUAUUUGCUUUCGGUAAUUUACUUAGGAUAGAGGUAACAGUAUCCUUUAAAAUCUCCGUCUAAGUCAAGGACCGCAGCGCGUCUAAUCCAAAGAUUUGCGGCCAGCAAUUGGGGUUUAGAAUAUCUUCCACAAAAAACCGACUGUAUAGGGGUUCUGAUGGAUUACUUGCAAAACCUGCGUUGAUUUUUACAGCCUACUUUGGCUCUGGCAAGGAUGGAUCGACAUAUGCUCUCUUAUACCCAGAGGGGGCUUGACAUUUUUGUCAUCUGAUAACUUCCUCGUUUGCCCUAUCUAAGCAACAUCCUGAAAAUGUGGAAGCAGAAAUCCAUUCACUUGCCGAAUUCCAGGUAUCAAUAACACUUUGAUGUUUCGGCUUGAGUCAUUCAUUAAAAGCACACUGAUAUCGUCUGCUAGGAGGUUCUCAUAACAUUUUUAUUGCUUCCAGUUGAUUCUGACGUUUGACGACUACGAUCAGAGCCUGACAGUCCAUGUGGCUAGAGCUCGUGGUCUGCGUCCAAUGGAUCUCAACGGACUGGCGGAUCCAUUCGUAAAGUUACGUCUCCACCCGGACCCAACUGAGGAGUGA
Spirometra erinaceieuropaei is the source of this 63176-nucleotide messenger RNA. The record is from the annotation of a GenBank genome assembly. NCBI's taxonomy places the organism in Eukaryota, Metazoa, Platyhelminthes, Cestoda, Diphyllobothriidea, Diphyllobothriidae.